AUGUCGGACGAGUCAAUCUCAGGGAGUGAUCCAGACAUGGACCCGGACUUGGAGCAGGAGGAUAUGGAAGAGGAGGAGGAGGAAGAGGAGGAUGAAGCAAUGGAGGAGGACAAUGAUGGAGAUGAUGAAGAGGAUUUACUUGAUGAGAAUGGUGAGUAAUGGGCAAGGGAGUCAAUGAAUGCUUUUUUGUAUGUGCUUCCCGGCACUGUUAAAUCUGGUGAAUAAAUCAUUAGGUUUUAUAUAAGAGGCAGAUUUGUUCACUGUGGAAUUUAUGCAAGUACAGGUCUUUGAACAUUUGUACCAGUUUUUGAACAUUUAAGUCAGUAGGUUAUAUAAUGUGACAGCCCAGUCCUAAAUUGGCAACUUGCAUUGCUGUAGCUAAAACUGUAUCCAAAUCUGGGUGAGCAGGGCAGAGUUAUUUAGCUCUGCAGCUGCUGGGGAAGCCCCCUUCUAGCAAUCCAUUUUGAGAAGAAUGUUGUGUGUAUUGUUACUAUGUGUCUGAGGCAUGUCUGUUGUGAGGGCAUCAGUUACACCUUUUUUGUGAAAUAUUUGGCUUCUCCAGACCUCAGAUUUGAAUGAAAGGGCACGAGGCUAAAACUACGGCUGUGUGUACUUUGCUACAUAUAUUAACAUUCUGUGCCAAGGAAAGCUGUCCCUUGUGGCCUAAAUUUUACAGAUCUACUCAGUCUGUGCAUUACUUCCUCUUAUUUGCAUAUUUUUACAAUCUUGACUGUUCUGUAUAAUCAACUCCGUGUUGGUAAUUAAGGGAAAUUGCAGCAGCUAUGCAGAGCACUGAUGCCCCACCCAAAACUGCUGGAAACUUUAUCCAGGUUCCUGAUACAGUGGUGCCUCGCAAGACAAAAUUAAUCCGUUCCGCGAGUCUCUUUGUCUUACGGUUUCUUCGUCUUGCGAAGCACGGCUAUUAGCGGCUAUUAGCGGCUUAGCGGCUAUUAACGGCUUAGCGGCUUUAAUAAAAAGGAAACAAACUCGCAAGAACUCGCAAGAUGUUUCGUCUUGCGAAGCAAGCCCAUAGGGAAAUUCGUCUUGUGGAACGACUCAAAAAACGGAAAACUCUUUCAUCUUGCGCGUUUUCCGUCUUGCGAGGCAUUCGUCUUGCGAGGUACCACUGUAUUUCAGCAGGGGUUACCCACAUGUAGAGCUAGUUUGAAUACAGUUAAGACAUUGUUUAUUUGGUUUAACUUGAAUUUUGCUCUUCGCCGCUCUUGACUAUGCCAUACAGGGGGAAAUACAAGCCAGGAAGAAACCAGAGCCUGGCUUGUUACAUGCAAGCUCAGGCUAAUGAGGACUCAUGGUCCAAAGAAACUACAACCCCAUACAAGCUAAGUUUAGCAUGCAUGGUAAUUCCUGCCUUGUGUCCUUCUCUGUGUGGCAAAUUAGUGUUGUAGUUUAAGAUUACACGUGAACUGGGCCAUUGUUGUUAGGACAUAAGAGCACAGGAAGAAUCUUGGAUCAAAGGCCCAUUUUGAUCUGUAUUCAUUGUUUCCAGUACUGGCCCACCACCUGCAUUAGCAAAACCUCACAAUGAAAGUGAUAGCUUUUUGUUGUCUUCAGUAUCCUGUAUUCUGGUUCAGUUUAAUACUGUGACUAGCAGUUAUGGAUAAUCUAUAACUCCAUUGAAGGAGGUUGGACUAGAUGAUGCUCAGGGUCCUUUCCAACUCUACAAUUCUGUGAUUCCAUAUGAUUCAGUUAUUUAUGCUAUUAGAUUGGCUUAAUUUAGUCUUCAAGUGUUGCACCCUAUACUACAUUCUGUGUUUUUUUUCUGCACUCCUGCAGAAUCAUGUCACAUGCACAGUCCUGACUCAAGACUAGAGAAAAAGAGGAAGGCAAGUCCUCCAUUUUUAUCUGUUGCUCAAGGUGCAUUCAGAUGCCUCUUCUAGCUUCUCCUCCUCUGCUGCUUUGUGCUUGCUUUUUAAAUGGUUUCUGUUCAUGGUGUGUGUGUUGAGGGAGAGGGAAGGAGUAGUUGCACAUCUGGAAAAGCAAGAGCACUCAUUUCAAAAUGGAGUCUUGGCCAGCAGCAGUUUCACUUGUCUGUGCUUCUCCCCUAUCUCAUUUUUCUAAAAAUUUCCUCUCAUUACAACAGCUAACUGAACUCCUGCAGUUGCAUCUGCUUGCAACAAAUUCAACUCUAGGAAUCAGUAUCCUCUGUUAUUAGAAAAGCCCCUCUCUCAUCAUUCAUUCGCGAAGUAGCUCUAAAUUGGAGCUCAUUGCUAGGUCUUUUUUCUCUUCUGUUUUGGACUAACCGCAGACCCAUCUCUCUUGUUUCCUUAAAACAUGGAAUUUGGAACUGAGAGGAGAUCCUCUGUAGAUUAUCUUAAUAUGUGGUCAAGUUCAAAUGGGAGAAAGUUGUCCUUCAGAUGCUGUGGUCCUGAACCAUAUAGGGUUGUAUUCAGCUAACUUUUAAUGAGAAUAAAGGUAAAGGUAAAGGGAACCCUGACCAUUAGGUCCAGUCGUGACCGACUCUGGGGUUGCGGCGCUCAUCUCGCUUUAUUGGCCGAGGGAGCCGGCGUUUGUCCGCAGACAGCUUCCGGGUCAUGUGGCCAGCAUGACUAAGCCGCUUCUGGCGAACCAGAACAGCACACGGAAACGCCGUUUACCUUCCCGCCGGAGCGGUACCUAUAUAUCUACUUGCACAUGACGUGCUUUCGAACUGCUAGGUUGGCAGGAGCAGGAACCGAGCAACGGGAGCUCACCCUGUCGCGGGGAUUCGAACCGCCGACCUUCUGAUCGGCAAGUCCUAGGCUCUGUGGUUUAACCCACAGCGCCACCCGCAUCCCUUUAAUGAAAAUAGACCCACUGAAAUUAAUGGACCUAAGUUAUGAUCAUUAAUUUCAACUGCUCUGUUCUGAGCAAAUGUUAGUUGAAUACAGCCCAAAGUACUUUAAAGAUCAGAGGUUAACAGCUUGGCCACCACAUUCUGGUGAACCACUUCCAGCUGAGCAGAGGGACUUCUGUUCACAGCCUGGGCAUAAAGGGCCAACGCUGAACCCAGAAGGACCCCAAAGCUACAAACACAUGUUUUCAAGUACAGUUUUAUGCAAUCUUCGUGUAGGGUUGCCAUACCUCAACAACUUUUCUGUCUGGAUUUUCACUGUUUGAAAUAUGGCGACCCUAUCUUCAUUGCAGUGCAGUAACUGUAACUCUGAUACAUUUUUUUCCCCAGUUCCCUUAAGUUUUAGACCUGGGCUGCAUUCUAUUCUCUGUUAAUGAGGCCCUUGAUUAAUGAGCUGUCCCCACUAAAUCAACUUCUACUUCAAGUAAAUAGUCUUGUAUGUAGUCAAUAUGAUGUGUUCUUUUUCUAAUUAGUGGGCUAGCUUAAGUGGUAGAGCUAUUAAUUCUGUUCUGCUCAUAACUAGAAGUUAUGACUACCAACAGUUUAUAAUUUCAUCUGAUGGUGAGCCCUUUCACCUGGAGUAUUAUCCCUCAUUUCUCAACUGUGUAACAAAAAUUACCAGAAAUUGCAUUUUAAAGAAUGUGAUGGUGAUUUCUUCUGUGAUAGUUGGUCUUCAUGGCGGCUUAUAUCCUGCCCUAAGUCCUUGUAUUAUGUCCUUUUGAGCUCUUUUGUAUGUUUUAAGUGCUUAACUAGAAACUGGUAAAAAGAAAAGAAGGAAAUUAGUCGCUUUACAGUCAAACUAAUUGUAAAUUGUAUUGCUUUUAUUUUUAGAUGAGUAGGUGAGAUUUAUCUGUAGCGUGGAAGAUUUAUAAAACUGAUAAGGCUUUGUGAAAUAUUUUAAAAUACGUUUGUUCUGUUUGUGCAGUACAUUAUUCCUAAACAUUAAUACACUUUUACAGUUCUAUGUGUUAUACAACAAAGUGGGUAUUGCUGACUGGUGGGUGGCUCAUUUUCUUCAGCUCUCUGAUUUUUAAGUAGAUCACCUUGUAAUGAUUUUGUCAUAUUCUUUCCUUUUGGGGGAAUCACGGUGCAAAGUUCAUCUCCCUGAGUAACCUUUGCAUAACGUAGCACUUGCCUUGUGAGCUACAAGUGUGUGCGCUGCACAGAGACACUUGCUGCACUAAGAAAGGCAAGGAGUGUUGCCCAGCAGAUUGCCAGACAAUGUGCCAAUGACUACCGGCUAAAGUCAUAUCAGAGCAUUCAACUUGCUGCUGACAGUGACAAUACUCACAAAAUGUACGAAGAAAGCCAUUGGAGCAACAAUCAGAAAAACUGCACUGUUGAAAACUUUGUCUGUAGAGAUCAUCACAAAUUGCAGCAAGCAGGUGAAGCAAUGAGCAUAGCACUGCCAAGAACCGUACUUGUGGGGGGAAAUGGUCUUUGGCACAGCAAUUGCCUGCAUUCAGACUCUGCUUGUCUUGGAGGAGCUGGAUGUUCCUCUCUCCCCUGAUGAGCUUAAGAACUCUUAAACAUGUGGUGAAGCCCUAGGACAGGACUGAAUCCCAGCAGAAGUACUGAAAGCAUCAGCAUUGGUGACCAUACGCUUGGGGUGGUAGAUGAUUCUGUCUGCCUUGGCUCCACCAUAACCAGCAACCUUUCCAUUGACGCUGAGCUGGACAAGUGUAUUGGUAAGAAGAAGAAGAAGAAGAGUUUGGAUUUGAUAUCCCGCCUUUCACUCCCUUUAAGGAGUCUCAAAGCGGCUAACAUUCUCCUUUCCCUUCCUCCCCCACAACAAACACUCUGUGAGGUGAGUGGGGCUGAGAGACUUCAAAGAAGUGUGACUGGCCCAAGGUCACCCAGCAGCUGCAUGUGGAGGAGCGGAGACGCGAACCCGGUUCCCCAGAUUACGAGACUACCGCUCUUAACCAGUACACCACACUGGUAAGGCAGCUAUGGCAAUGGUUUGCCUCUCCAAAAGGGUAUGGGAGAAUGUGAUGCUAGUGCCCAAUGCCCAAAUGAAGGUCUACCAGACUUGUGUGUUGAACAUGCUGCUUUAUGGAAGGGAGUUGUGGGCAACUUACAGCUACCAGGAGCGACGCCUCAAUGUCUUCCAUAUGUGCUGUGUCAGGAAGAUUUUGGGCAUCACAUGGCAAGGACCGAGUCUCAGACAGAGGUGUUUUUCCAAGCCCACAUUCCCAUUGUUUUCACACUUCUGUCUCAUCAAUGUCUAAGCCAGGCAUGUCCAAAGUCCAUUUUGGGGGCCUAAUCAUGCCUGCUGAUCAAUUUAAUCCGGCCCCCAUGGCAGUAUAUGUGUAAAAUUGUAAAAAAACCUGAACAGUUUUGGGGUAAAAUUGGAAAAAAAGCUGAACAACUUUGGCCGGCCCUCAUGCAUGUUCACUUCAUCAAAUCUGGCCCUCUUUGAAAAAGGUUUGGGCACCCCUGGUCUAAGCUGUCUUGGUAAGUUUCCACACAAUGAAAGAUGGCAGGAUCCCCAUGGAUGUGCUGUAAAGGGAGCUACCUUCAGGCACCAGGCCUGUUGGCAGACCAACUUACAAAGAUGUCUGCAACUGUGACACGAAGGCUGCCAGCAUUAACUCCACUGUGUGGGAAUCCCUUGCAGACGACCACUGUGCCUGGAGACAGGAGUCAGGUCAUGUAUCCACAGCACUGGCCAGAGGAGGAAUGAGCACUGGGAGGAACGCAGAGAGAAUAAAUGCCAUGGUGCUUCUGCGCCAGUGAAACCGGGCACCUUAAUCUGCCCCAGAUGCAACAAAGUAUGUCUCUCCCAUAUUGGUCUCCACAGCCACAGCAGGCGCUGUAACUCUCCAACGGUUUGACUUUACCCCCAAUGGCAUAUUCUUCCACUGUCUCUCGAGACAGACAGAUGCCAACAAUGCCUUGGUUAAUGUGAAUGUGGCACUGUGGUCUAAACCACUGAGCCUCUAGGGCUUGCUGAUCGGAAGGUCGGCGGUUUGAAUCCGCGCAGCGGGGUGAGCUCCUGUUGCUUUGUCCCUGCUUCUGCUAACCUAGCAAUUUCGAAAGCAUAUCAGUGCAAGUAGUUAAAUAGGUACCACUGCAGCGGGAAAGUAAAUGGCAUUUCUGUGUGCUCUGGCACUCGUCACAGUCCUUUGUGCACCAGUAGCGGUUUAGUCCUGCUCGCCAAAUGACCUAGAAAGCUGUCUGUGGACAAACGCCAGCUCCCUCGGCCUGCAGCGAGGUGAGCGCCACACCCCAUAGUCACUUUGACUGGACUUAACUGUCCAGGGGUCCUUUACCUUUUAAAAAAACCCUCAAACACCUUGGUGCUUGUAUGUGUUUUAUGGUAUAAUUUUGGUUUUGUAAAAUAAACCACAUCAUUUUUAGCAUUUAAGCUCCACAGUUAAACUAGUAGAAAUGAAAGUGAUUGGACCAGAAACAAGAAGUACAUAAGCACAGUAGUUCUGUGAGAAUUAAGAACCAGUGAGGAUAUUGGUAAAUUCUGCUGUAGGCUCUUGGCUCUUUUGAACUGGUUGUUCUGUACCAGCAAAGUGACGACAUUUUUGUUUUGGUUUCCCCCCCCCGAAAAAAACACUCUACUCUGUGUUUUGUGGAGAACGCUUUGUACUUAAACUGCUUGUUUCUUUUUGAUUCUAUCUGCUAGGGAUGAGUUUGUAAGCUUCCUUCCUUCUCAGAAGAGUUUAUUGUGGCAGGGAUGUCUGGAAAAGGGCACCAAAGUCCUUAGCCAAACUUACAGGAAUAUAAGGGGCAUGAUAUGAGUUGGAGGUGGCUAGGAGCCUAUUUUGCUAAUUCUAGAAUUUUAAUUAGUGCUGUGAAACUGUUAUCUAUUGUUACCUAAGUUAUCAUAGUUGGGGUGUGGCUUGAAUGCUGGUGUGGGAAGGGAGACUAGAACAUUCAUCUCGGCCCCCUCAGGGUUUCACAGACAGACAACACUUGCGGUCAUAUUUCUUUUUAAAAAUCUAUAAGGAUUUAUUUCAGGUUAGGGCUGAGGAGAAGGGUCAUAAAAAUCUUGAUGGUGGUGUUGCCUCUCCUCACUUGUCUCCUUACGAUUUUUGGGGGCAUAAAUCACUUGUUUGAGAAAGCGGAACAACUUCUGGCAGCAUUAGACAAUGUUAUAUAACCUGGAGAAAUGACUUGCAUUUGCUUGGAGGCAAUGAUGCCAAAGUUCUCUUUGCCUCAGAUCUGCUGACGGGUUCUGUAGCCUUGCUGUUCUGUUAUGGUGGUGUAACCAGCUGCUUGCUUUUCCUUUUUUUUUGCCUCGUAUAAUGGAAUUUAAAGUACAUAUGUUGCUAUUCUAGAGCACUCAUCCUUCUCUGUGUAUGCAGGUAGUCACCGCCUCCAUUUCUUGUUGGUAAUUGUUCUUGAGCAUAAAAAAUGUAAUAUACAUACACUGUAAAAUUCUGCGAAUUCAAAUUAACAAAAAAAUACACUGUGCUCUCUGUGGAUGUGAAAAAUAUCUCUCUUAUAUCUUCUGUUUGUUUCCAAUUUCUGUUACUCUUUGAUCAGAAACACCAUUAUGAAGAAAACUUUUUUUCCUUUUGAAAUUAAUUUGUUAUUUCUUGUUCUAUUAUUCUUGCAGUGAUUUAUUCGUUUCUACUAACCUAUCUUUAAUUGCACUUGCACACUAUUUAUUUUCAUUCAGCAGUGUAAAACUAAAACCCCAAACACAUUUAAUUGAAACAAGUACCUCACAAACACAGCAGGUGUAGCCACCAUAGUGCCCUCCUGAUGUUGUUGAACUCCAAUUCCCAUCAGCCCCAGUCAACAUGGCAGGGAUGAUGGGAACCAUUGUCCAGCAACACCCGGAGGGCACCAUAUUGUAAUAAAAAACUAAUUUAAAAAGAAAAAGAAGUGUAAUUUAAGCCCACAAAGGUUUGUUUGGUUUUUUUUACUGGAAAAUGCACACUUUUGAGUGAAAGUGCUUAUCAGCUUAACUUGGGAGGAGAGGCUGUGACUGAAAAUAACAUCCUGGUUUUGAUUAAAAUAUUUAAUAAGAGCUAUUGUCUCCUUAUUUUAUAAUUUUAGAUUUGAGUUUUUUAAAGAAAUAAAAUCAAGGGCCAUAUGUGCAUUUAUCAUACUGCUAAGACAACUUUUGACCAGUAUUAUACUAUUAAAUCAAAACAUUUGAUUGUGGAAGUUUGACAUCUAGAACCCUACAUAGUCUGUAGAGUUAUCAGUUGUAGUAAGUGCUCUCUAGCUUAAAGCAAGGAAUCAGUAAAUAUUGCUGACUCAACACAUUGCUGACUCAACAAAGCUCCCCCCCAACCCCUAUUAUAUACUCCUGAGUUUAUUAUUCUUGGGUUGCUUAUGGAUACUGCCUAAGAGAGUCGCAGUCUGGGAAAUAAAAGACUGCAGCCUGAAGCAGUCUGAGAAAUAAAAGAGUAUAGCAGAGGUAAAUCAUGUGGUCAUAUUGCAUGUGUUUUAAUGGGCUGGAACCAAAGCUUUCUGAAAUCAGUAGACAUUCUUAUUUCUUUGGUGUGUGCCAACUUCAUAUUUUGUCUUCAUUUUUUGUAUCCAUUUUCUUUUGUGCUGCUUUUUAAAUUUGCUUCCAGACGGAUGGCUACAGGGAGAUCAUGUCUUAUGCUGGGGUUCAGUUCUAAGGGUUCUGUGUGUACACAAAAAUGUGUACAGUGGAUGCUCGGGUUGCGAACAUGAUCUGUGUGGGAUGCACAUUCGCAACCCGCAGCGGCGUGUCUGCGCACGUAUGGUUGCGAUUUGGCACUUCUGCACAUGCAUGACCGCUGAAACCCAGAAGUAACCCGUUCCAGUACUUCCGGGUUUCGGCAGGUCCGUAACCCAAAAAAACGCAAUCUGAAGCGUCUGUAACCCGAGGUAUGACUGUAUACUCAAGCCCUUGGAGCCAAGCCCCUUCUUGAGUAUCACUGGUUUUCCAGAAUUUGUGAGAAGGGAGAGCCUUGCUUGGAAAGCAACACAGAUAUUUUAAAAGGCUCUUUAUGUGCCAGGAAAAUCUGGUGCAAAAAGAGCUUUCAGCUGUCUACUCAUUAAGAGAUCUUGGAUCGGUACUGACAGUACUGUCACUAAAAGCAGAGGGAAAAUACCUGGGAUAGGAUUAAAAAAGGAAAAUAAAUAAAUAUUUUGUUGUGAGAUGUAAUACAGAGGAAUAGCUUUUAAUAAGCCUACUAUGAAAUGAAGCAUUAUGUAGUGGGAGUGUAUCUUAGAAAACAGCCUUCCCCUACUUGGUACCUUCCAUAUGUUUUGGACUACAACUCCCAUCAGCCUCAGACCUCUCCACUGUUCUUUGAUUGUUGUUGGCCUCAGCAACUCCACAUAAAAAAAUAAUUUUUUGAGCUAAAGCCAAUAGGUCGUUGCUGCCACUAUUUAGGUUACAGAGAUCACAUAUUGGUUGGUUUCACACAUAUGGAAUUGUGUUGGGUUAGCAACACCUUGUGUUGCUGUUAAUAAAAUUAAACUUGCAAUGAUUCUCUUUUUAAUGGCUCCCAAUAUGUUGAUAUGCUAAUUACCCCCACCCCCUUAGCCCUGUUGUUAAUUUCUGGAGCCCUUUCUCUUUGUUUCCUGUUGCCUGUUAGAAUUCCCCUUGUGUGGGGCCCCAGUUGAGUUUGAAUAGUUAUGUAAGGAUUUCGUUUUAUUCCUGCUCUCUUCCACUAGUUCAAAUGGAUCGCGGGCUGAGUAAAUGAUAUCAGAUGAAAACGGCGUGCAACUUUUGUUGUAGCAGCCACCCCAGAGAGAAGAGACCUCCCAAAAUGUACAUGGUUUCUUUUUGUUUUACAGACUGUACUGUUUUUCAGGAGUAGUGUUGGGUACCUCCUCUAAUUUAGCACAUAUGCUAGUUUCAGUCAAUAGGACAGAAUAGCUUCUGUGAUUGGUCCUCAAGUACUAGCUGGCUUUUUUGUGUGUGUACUCAUGGCUUUGAGGACCUGAGCUGGGAAAGAAAAUAAGUGCCAGUGCUAUAUAGACUAAAACCUAGGCAUAUUUAAUUGGUUAUGUAAGUGACCCUUCUCAGUCACAGCCAAGUUACAGGAUCUAUAGCUCAAUACAGGUUUGUAGGAUAGAUCGCUAAGUGCUGUUGAUUAGAAUAUCCGAAUACCAUGACGUUGUUUAGUCUGUUUCCUCUCUUUUCUCUGCUACUUUAGCAAAAGGCACCUUAUGAUUUUUUGUGUGAUUAUGGUGCUCCAAGCAGAGAUGAUAAAUUAUUUUCAUUGACUUCAGGCAUUUGGUCUGGGGCUAGAAUAGCUCAUAGUAGUUGACAGUUUGCCAUAUUAUCUUCUGCUGAAGUUACAGAACCAGCUGUUAAAGAAGGUUGUGUUGCAGUCAGCCGUGUACACUGAGCAAAAUGCUCCUUUUGGAUGAGUCUCAGCACUUCCCAGGUAAGACAUGGAAGUCUCCUUUCCAUCUACUUCUCCUCUUCCGUUCAUUUCACAAACAAUUCAUUGUUUUUAGAAAUCGGAUGUGUUCCAGUGGUGUUGUGAGAGAGUGGUUGGAAUAUAAUAUUUUGUAAAACAAUACAUUGAGAUUCAUUAUUUAUUUAGCAGUCAAUAAUUUGGUGGAAGUUGAGUGUCUUGAUUUGCACGAGAGGCUGACUGUAUAAUCUUGAACACUGUAUAAGGCUAUUUACGACUUUUUAAGUCUGAGGAUUCUAGUAAAACAACCAAUUAACUCUUGUAUUUGUUUUGGUAGGAUUAUUAUUUCAUAUUGCAGCCUCUUUGCACUUGUUGCUUUCCUGAGCAAGGAUGUGGCAUAUUUUGCAUGUGUUAUUUAAUGUGUUUUCUCCCUAUCUGAAUCUGCAUACUUCUGCAGUUCUGAGAGUUCUUACCGGUUCUGUAUUUCCUAGGACAGGAUAGUGGAAGUGUAUGUGCAUUAUGUAUGCACACACUGCACUUCUGACAAACUUUUUUGUUCAUCCCUGGAAUUCUGAGAAUUAGGUUUGCCUUCUUACAAAUAGGUUAUAUACAAAAAGUUCUGAAAUUCUGUUAUGAAAAAGUCUUGUUUGAAACAUCACAUUUAGUUGUGUAUGCUCACUGGUAUUUAUUUUGUAACCUUAUCAAUUGUUCCUGUUUACCUUUCUUGUUCAGAAAACUGAUUUCUUCCCAGUAAACUCAUAAAAGAGGAGGUAGGCAUAAAGUACUUUUUUUAAAAAACUCCUUGUAGGAGUGACUUAUAUGGACUUUAUUUUGAAACUGAUAAGAGUAAUCACGUGUAUGUGUAUUUUUGCUGGGUUCUGUUUUAUCUUUCUAUGAAUGGUUUAAAAAAGUACAGACAAUCCAGUGGCGAGAAUGCAACAAAUGUCUAACUGGUUUAUGGGUCCAAGUGGAAAUUGCAAAUUUAAAUUACAAAUUACUAUUUAAGAAGGGAAUGAUACUUUCAGGAGUAAGACAUUUUGAGAUCAGUCUUGAUAAAGGGAAUGAAGAACCUCAGGAUCUAGGAAAUUUAUAAAUGUUGAAGGCCCAUGAUUUCUGGGAAUGAGAAAUCUAAUUAGAUUGUAAAAAAAGAUUAAAACUGGAGCCACUGGAGUACAGUACUAAUUACUGCUGUCUCAUCUUUGCAUAACACAACAGUGUAACAGACCAUGCUGAGCUGCAAGGACUUGACUGAGCAUUUUGUUUUGACUCUGCAGUAAAAAGUAACUUUCGAUUCUGCGGCUUUAUUUUACUGUCUAGCUGAAAAGUUUUUUAGACAAACACACUUUUCAAGAAAAAUUUUCAUGAGCAAAACCCUGAGCAUCCCCUCUAAUGUAUGUAGAAUAAUGAGUUUAGUUUUAAACCAUCUCUUACGUCCAUAUAUGACACUAAAUUUAAACUACAAUGGACUUUUAAAAGUAUUCAUUAAUGUAGUGAUAAAUCAACAUGAAAACAGUGCUCUGUGCUUAAUGAUUUACAUUGAACCAGCUUAUGAAAAUUAUAAUCAAACUAUCUAAUUUGUCUAUGUAUCAUCACAGUGUAAUAAAAAUUGUUGCUUCUUUUGAGGAGGUCUUCUAUUGCCUUACAUGACUAUACCAGGGGUCAGCAACCUUUUUCAGCCGUGGGCCGGUCCACCAUCACUCAGACUAUGUGGGGGCCAGACUAUAUUUUGAAAAAUAAUAAUGAACAAAUUCCUAUGCCUCACAAAUAAACCAGAGAUGCAUUUUAAAUAAAAGCACACAUUCUACUCAUGUGAAAACACCAGGCAGGCCCCACAAAUAACCCAGAGAUGCAUUUUAAAUAAAAGGACACAUUCUACUCCUGUAAAAACACUCUGAUUCCUGGACCAUCCGCGGGCCGGAUUGAGAAGACGAUUGGGCUGUAUCCGGCCCCUGGGCGUUAGGUUGCCUACCCCUGGACUAUACCUUACAGAGCGCUUAUUAACUCCAUUUUAUUAUGUGAAAUCUGCUGUGCAGAUAGGCCAGGUAAUUUGCACAAAGUCGUAAGUCUGGUAGGCUUUGAAUUUGACCUCAGCUCUAUGUCUGCACUGUUCAGUACUUCCAAUAAAUCUUUCCUCAUCACUUGAUUUUAAGAAUCUUUAUUGAUUAAUCAGGUUCACUUUACAGCUUUCAUGAAAUAUAAUCUAUCUAAGUGUUAACACCACGCCUCACUAUCUUCUGCUAUCAAUUUCCUUUUAAAAAGAGGAAUACUUGGCUAUGGUGUCUAGUAGUUUGAACACCCACUAUAUUUUGUGGGACUGCGGUACAGCAGAAUAAGGGAUAUUCAUUUAGUUAGCUGGCCUGGACAACAAAUCUGGUACCUUGCCUGGGGAUCUACAAAUUGUGUUGCAAACUUUCGUUGUUCCACCAUGUGGUGAAGUAGUGAAUUGUUGCCUUAAAUGUUUCUUUGCUGGAAUCAUCCUGAAAUUGCAGACUUUAAAGAAACUCACUUGAUAAAUUAAGAAAAACAUUAUGUUCCUGAUGGAGGCGAGGAGACAGUGCAGAAAAAGACAUGAAUGCCGUUACGGUGUUUAUUUGUUUUUCUGUUGUUGCUUUUUGGAAAAGUAACCCAGGUUGUUUCAAAUACUGUUUUUGUUUUGUUUUGUUUUGUUUUAAACUUGCACAGUGAAAACCUUGAUCUAGGAAAGCAUUCAUUAUUGUUUGACGGGGCGGGGGAUUCUGCUGCUUGUUAUGUUCAUUAUCUUCCUCUGAAAGCUAGUCUUUCUUGCUUAACUUCAGAGGAAUUCUCACUGAUCUUGAAGCAGAAAACGGCAAUUAAGUUAGUUAUUUCUUUCCCUCACUCACUCACUCACUCGCAUCCCCUUGGGAAGCAACCUGUAAAGAAAAGAAGAAAGGGGGAAAGAAAGCUUGAUCUGGUGUUUUUAAUAAAAAGUGGGGUGGGGUGGAAGCGAAGUCAUGGUUCUUCAAACUUAAUGCUGGCUUUGUGGUCUUAAAAGACAUCAGUUGGUCAUAGUGCCUUAGUUUCUCAAACUGUCAGAAGCGUAAAAUGCUAAUGAUAACAUUCAGUGAUAACAUUAACUACAAAUAUUUCAUCAAUCACAAAAACCUCCCUGUUUUCAUCUACCUUUGAGGCAUUGUUUAUCACAACUCUGGCUACAAUUGAAAGGUUAUGCAUGUUAUUUGAAGAUUGUUCCACACAAUAGCAUGUUCCACUGUGGUGGCUCCUGUGUCGUUUUUUGUAGCAGCUCAAAGCUUAAUUACUGGCUACAUUUUUCCACACUGCAAAAACGGCUUACCACAUAGAGUAAUUUAUAGAUGCUUACAUAUGGUGAUUGUAAUGAUAUGCGCUGGACAUGGGUACAUAACAGAGGGACUUAAGUAGCGUGUCCUGAAAGCGUGCCUCCCCACAAAGAAACAUUAUGUGAAUGGUUAACUGCAAAGCUGUAAUAUUGUAAUCUUUGCCCUUAACAAAGAGCAGGAUUCACCUAACAGACAUAUCAGUCUGUACGAUGACUUCUGCUUGCACAAUGGGGCUUUCCCCUCUUUCCCCCCUGUGCCCCCCUGAAUUUUGGGGUUGGGAGAGCCCUCAGAACAGCAAGGGGGAGGGCUGACCAUGCCACCUGGCAAGUUGAUAUGCUUGGGCAGACAGAACAUCAAAUAAAUGGCAGCUUGAAUUCCACCUAAAAACUGCAAGUAGUUUAAAGAAUAAUGCUGGGAUUUAGUGAUUUCGAAGUCAAAUUACCCAAUUUUCUCCAUGAAAAUGUGAAAAUGGGGCACUUGAUAACGGAGGGACUGUUUGAUGUUAUCUUUCACGCAGCUCUCUCAGUUGUCAAGUGUCAGAUUCCUUGGUUUGGGAGCAAAAUGUGAGUGUGCAAUAGAGGGUAUUUUUCCCAUCUUAGUACUGCACAUUUCCAAAGCCACCAAGAGGCCUCUCUUUGCCUUUAACCACCCUGAAAAAUCUAGUAUAAAACAAAUACUAUGACUUGUAACAACUGCCUACUGAAAAUGAAAGCUUAUGUAACCAUUGCAUAAUACAAAAUACCUCCCCCCUCACAAUUCGGUCUCCUUCCUUCAGACCCUGAAUAUUAGUUGAUCUAGAGAAAUAAUAAUAGCAUCUGCACUAAUGCAGCAAAGGAGGCAUCUACAACAUGUGGCUACAGGAGCCAGAAUGUUUCUAGUUUAGGUGCACUAUUUUAGCACUUGGAACAAAUACUCUAUUUGUAGAGGGUAGUAAGCCCCAACUUGAAUGCUUGUGACUUCUAAUAUGAGAGAAGUUGGAAAGUGCUUCAGGCAAAACAGGUCCUUUCAUAGCACUUUGCUCUUUGGGGGGAUGGGGGAAUUAGCCCGGGUAAUUGGAAAACUACCUAACAGCCAGAAAGUACAGUUUCUUAUUCUUCCUGUGUAUCUGAUGAAAGUAAUCACUUGUUGAAAUUCCCUAGCAGAGAAGGCCUUGAAAAAUAUUCUAGGUCACUGUGACCCUAUCUCUGUUAGUAGAGGAGUGAGAUGACUGAAGCAGAAAUGUCAGUUUGCAAAUUAAUUGCUAUAAAUUUGAAAGUGGAAAUUUCCAGACUUCUGGUAUUUAACUGAUGACUUAAUUACCCAAUUCAGACAUGUAUGUGUGACAGGGUUUUAUUUUUUGGGGGGGGGGGGAGAGCUUAGAUUUUAGAUAGUAGUAGGAAAGGUCGUAGUGUUUUUGUUUCUUUUAGUAGGGUAGCGGAAUAAUGUCGUUCUCCCCCCCCAUUUAUCUCUCUCCUGCCACAUGUGGCUUUCAGAUCGCUUUGCAGACAAGUAAUUAACCACACUGCAUUCAAUAAUAUCCCGGAAUGUUUGUGCUGUGGCUGAGAAUAAAAAUUAGUUUUGCAGAUUGUUAAACAUGUUUCCUACUGCUGAGUCAAAAAGGUGUAGUGCUGGCUAAAAACGAUGAGGAUAAUGUUCUCUUCUGUUGCCCUGGUCCAUAUUGUGUAUAUAUGAUUAACACUUAGUAAGAUCAGCUACCUGGUUUCUUCUUUUGGUUUGUGAGUGUUGUUAUUUAGAGACACGUUCAUAAAAGCUUAUAUAAGUGCUCUUUAGUGUUUAUGUAAUUCAGGCCUCUUUACAGCAGCGAGGCCAGAAUAAGAGCUCGUGAGUAUUUGGUGCCUUCGUUGGCUUGCAUAAUCUUGGAGUUAGAAGAUAAAUUGCCUGUCACUGAGGUUGGUCUUUAGAUGUUCCAGAUUUUCUGAGUGUAUGCUGCUGCUGCUGCUGCUUUUUAAAAGUGGGCUUCUUGCAUUUUUUUUGUGUUGCCUCUUCCCCCACCAUCUUACUUUAGCUAUUAUUUCCCCUUGGAUUCAUUCUUGGCUAAGUCUUGGAAAAUGCACAUGCUGCUCUUCCGUGAAGGAAUCAGAGUCAUAAAAAGUAGCAUUAGCAGACAAUGUCUCUGACAGUUGUGGAAGCAAGUGGAAGUCUGACAAGAGUGAGAAUGAAAAUGAGAAGACAAUCAUUGGCAAAAAGGAAAUGAAGUGACAGUGAGAUGAUAAGUGUAGGCAAAAGCAGUGUACAGUGGUACCUCAGGUUAAGAACUUAAUUCGUUCUGGAGGUCCGUUCUUAACCUGAAACUGUUCUUAACCUGAGGUACCACUUUAGCUAAUGGGGCCUCCUGCUGCUGCUGCCCAGCGAUUUCUGUUCUCAUCCUGAAGCCAAGUUCUUAACCCGAGGUACUAUUUCUGGGUUAGUGGCAUCUGUAACCUGAAGCGUCUGUAACCCGAGGCACCACUGUACUCGUUCUGAAUCCUAGAACUCCUUUUCUGUAUGAGGGGUUGUUGAGGAUGGUGCUCUGAUUCCAUGUACAGAGGAGUAAUACAUCUAUCUGGGUCCUAUUGCCUUCUAUGAUACUCAGAAAGAGUAGCUCUGUCAGUGCAUUUGGACUUUGUAGGUGUGUCAUCUUAUGUAAUCAUUAUGUAAUUAGGUCUUUGUUAGGCCUUUCCAGAGUGGGAGGGACCUAAAGCUACUGAACUGCCAGAAGGCUUGAGACUGCUCUUUAAUUAGCUGGCUUGAUAAAAGCUUCAGAGGUUUUCAGACUUGGCACUUCUAAGGUCUGGCACAGGGACGUCUCCCUUCCCAUCCUUAGUGAGAGCUGAAUUUAUCUGAUUAUUUUGUUUGUGCAGAUAGAACCUACAAGAGUCACACUUGCGUUGUUUUCACAUCUUUGGUCAGUAGUGAAUUGGGUUUCUCUUUUCUUCUUGUUUUUGCAAAGAAUUUGUCACUGGAGCAAUUCAAGUUCUCCUAAUUUCUAGUCUGCAUUUUGUUCGAUACAGAGAUUUUCAUACAUUUGCAUAUUGCCGGAGAUGUUGUAGGAAAUGCAUUUUUCUCCUUCUGGUAACCCCCAACUUCUUCAUUUAAUGGUGCAGAGCAAUUUUCCUCUGAUGGCAGCUUCUUUAAACUUAGGGUUCUCAACAGUGAGGUGAGCAGCUUCUAGGGAAAGUUCCUUCCACUUCCUGCACACAUUUUUAUUUUUUGGUUGUGCAGGAGGUUAGAAUGCCUUAUCUCAGUUGGUGUAAUACAGACAACAAAAUACCUCUCUAUUUGUGCUAAUAAAUAUUCUAAAUUCCCUGUUUGGGGCCUGAUUCCUCUCACUGUGGAAUCCCACACUUGAUUGUCUUAAAAUGAAUGCCAUGGUUGCCUCUGCUUUUGCCACUCCUCUUUUUCACUAAUUCAUAUUGGGACACACGUCUGAGUCAGGAGUUGAGUUAUUAUUGAUCCCUGUUUAAGACAUAGUAUGUUACUACCCCUUAUGUGUGUCCAUCCAGUACCUUAGGUACUGUGACAUUUUGGGGCUGCUGUUUUAAAAUAGCUAAUGGUAUUAUAGCCAAAGUGGACUGUGUGAACCAUAGACUAGAAAUCUGUUACACUCAGUGCUCUACCAGCCUAAUUUUUUUUUGUUGGUAUGGAUGUGGACAGGAAUGUUUUUCAAGUGAGAUAUUUAAAGCAGUACUGGAGGGUUAGAAAAGAAGUUGAAAACUCUUUGCAGUUUGAGCUGUUGGCUGUGAAAUUCGUCUCAGGGUGCCCCUGCCAACUGAAGUAUGGCAGGUAGAUACCAGAGACCUUUUCAACAGCGUCCUCCCAGAUAUGGAAUGACCUCCCCAGAGCAUCUUUCCUAGUGCCUGCAUAAUGGACUUUUCAGCAGGACAUGAAGCCCCUUAAAAAAUUUCCCAGGCAUUUUAAUAGGCUUGGCUUUUUUCUUUAGCUCUCAUAUGUUUUGCUUUUUGCUAGAUUUAGUUAGAUUUGUACUGAGCCUGGCUUUAUUCUGUUUAUUGUUAGUGCAAGUUUUUAUUUAUUUUUAAAUGGUUUUUAACUUUUCUUGUUAACCUCCCAGAGGGUGUGGUUGAUUAGGUCUUAUACAAGUGAUGUAAAUAAAUAAUAAACAAAUUUUGAGUUGCAGAGGAUUCUGAGACACACUCCAGAGCAGGGGUGGCAACCUCUGGUCCAUGAGUCUAAUUAGGCCAGGCAUAGGUCACCGUUUGGCUGACAGUGCCAUUUUCCCUAAACCACAACCAUCCACCCCCACACCUGAUGGAAGGGCAAGUAAGGAUAUGGCUACAAAGGAACCACUGGGAGCUUGAAGUUGGUUCCCAAUUUUUCCUUUGCAAGUGGGACUCACUGACAGUGCUUUCAUUGAUAGAGUCUAGAGCAUACCUGGAGUUCACCUGGCACUCUUGGCUUGACCAAUCAAUGUGCUGCAGGAGGGGCUAGUAUUACAUGGUUUGGCCUAUACAAUAGAAUGUAGUAGUAAAAUGUAGUAUAAUGUAGGCUGUGCUACUUUAAACUACAGUCAGCACUAUGUUUAAAUGUUCUUCAAUAUAAAGAACUCCUUAGAAGCAGAAAACAAUUCUCUCUGCCUUCAAGCUUGCAUAUAGCAGUGAGAGAAAUGGCCCAUUUCUUGCUGUUCUAGUUGCAGGGAGCUUUGUGUUAUUUGUUCUGUUUACCUUGAGAAGCUAUUUAAAAAAAAUUGAUUUCCCUGUGCCUGCAAUCUGAAGUAGCAUUCUGUCAUUUCAUUCUUCUGGACAUCUGAACCAACCCUUACCCAGGACCUGUUUUUAGGCAUAAAGCUAAGUAGUUAAAGAUGCACAUAUGCAUCUGACAUGUUGUAUCUGAUCCACUGUCAGGUAGAAGUUGCUUUUGCCCUAAUAAGCAUUCACCCCAGAGAGGGGGAAAUGAUGGAAAAGCAGUAUAUUGGAAAGGACAAAAUGAUGGGAGAUCUAAGUUGGAAAGUUUUGAAGUUUUGAAGUUUGUGUGUGUGUAGAAGUUGUGGCUGCCCAUUGGUUAGGUUAAUAUCACAGAAGGCAGUUGCUCCCUCAUCCCACUCCAGGUGAACAGGAAAUUGGUAGACCAUGGGUAGCGGGGUUGCACAGAAGAGAAGAGAUGUGCAUGUGAGAAGUAGGUACAGUGGUACGUUGGGUUACAAACGCCUCAGGUUACAGACCCCGCUAACCCAGAAAUAGUACAUCGGGUUAAGAACUUUGCUUCAGGGUGAGAACAGAAAUUGUGCGGUGGUGGCAGCGGGAGGCCCCAUUAGCUAAAGUGGUACUUCAGGUUAAGAACAGUUUCAGGUUAAGAACGGACCUCCAGAACGAAUUAAGUACUUAACCCGAGGUACCACUGUAUAGCCUUUUGUUUUUUAUUGUUAUUAUUUUAUCACGGUCGGGAGAAGGGAUCAGAACUACCAAGACAAAUAUUCUACUGGGUCCCAGGGUUUUAUCUAUUUCUGAUUUCUGAAAAUACUCAUUAAAUAAAAUAUGUGAAGGGAAUGUGUGUUAGCUGUAGCUGUCUGCUUCUAAUAUUGGAUUCUUCAGCCCUUCAGAAUUCUGCAUGAACUAUGGCUUUGUUUUUGACUCUGGGGAAGUCAUUGGUUUAAUGACUCAUCCUGCAGAAUAUGGUCAUGUGUGCUGCUAUUGCUGCUUCCUGUUGCCCUAUUUUAUCCAAUCUUUUGAUCUAGUUAUAUAAUUGUGAAUGAAAGGGAAAAGCCAUGGGUGUAAAAUCACUUUGUAUAAUAUUACCAUACUUUUUGACUUAAUAUUACAGAGAAAUGUUAUUUAACAUGGGUAGCAGAGUUCUAGUCUGAUAACUUCCAAGAAAUUAGACUCUCUUCCCAAUACUGGGAUUCCUUGGGGUAAAUGAGUGCAAUCUGUGGGCUUGUUUGUUGUGACAUUUCUGUUGCCACAUGCUUCCCUAAAGGCUGUGUCUGUACUAGAAAAUGUAUCAAGUUCAAGGAAUGACCUAGCUUUUGCUUCCUCUGUAUGUGUUUGUGUGUGUGUGUGUGUGUGUGUGUGAGAGAGAGAGAGAGAGAGAGAAGAGAAGAGAAGAGAAGAGAAGAGAGGAGAGGAGAGGAGAGGUCAGGUUUGGUUCAGCUGCACUUGUUCCUUGUAGGAAUGUAAAAUUAUAGAGCAAAUAGGUGCUGUUUGCACUUAGAUCAUUUCAUUUAAAAUGCUUUGCCAUGAUAUGAAGUGGUUCUGAGUCCUUAGGUACGAUCCAAGAGUCCAAAGCAACCAGCUUUUUGGCUUAUGAAACAGAUUUUCGGCAUGCAGUGAGCCCUUGACAAAUGCAGCUCCACUUUGUCCUGCUAUUUUAACACAUGUCAGUUGUCCACAUGUGACCAUUCAAAUGUAACAUUUAUGGAAGUGGAGCUGCUUCCACAUAGUUUAAGGGUGAGGAACUUUUCUGCCCAGACCUUAGUCUCCCCAAACCCUGGCAGGCCCGAAUUGGCAGGUGGGUGGUCAGUCACUUGAUGUCAUAGUGACACCUGCUCCUUAAACGCACAUUCUUUUGUGUGUUGACUUCCAUGCUGCUUGUUAAACCUCUGAAAACUGGAGUGUUAAAGAGUAAUGCAAGGCUGCUUGGAAAGGGGCUUUCAAGGGGCUGUUCUUUGAACCUCUGGUUCCAUUCAGUGGAAACUGCUUCCUGUUCCUCUCUCCUAUGGCCCAUCAGCUGAUGGAUGGAUGGGAGCAAGCCUUGCUCCAGCAAAGGAACAAAUUGGGAGCUCACUUUAACCUCUGAUUGUUCCUUUGAAGUCCCGCCCUAUUUAGCACCUGACACAUGAUGUUGCGUGGCUUCCCAGAAAUGGCUUAGCAGGCCAUGCUUGAUCCACAGACCAGAGGUUCCCCACUCCUGACAUAGUCCAACUCCACACCAUUCCAGCAGUAUGUGUUUAUAAAAUAAAGAAAAAGGAAGAAAAAAACCUCAGCAGGCAGGAUAUCAUGGUUAUUUAAGAGGUAACUGUGGCAUAGUAAUUACGUCAGUUCCCAUGUGUAGUGUUGUAUGUAUUUAUAUACAUACAAACAACACACACACGCAUAGGUACAUAUGUAUCAUUUUGCUCAAGUGGCAUUGGACCAUGUGGAAGCUGUCAGAAAUGUCUAACCUAUUGCCAGAACUCAAUUUCUUUUGUGAGUGAGGGUGUCUACAAAAUAAGUUUGGAAACUUGGGGUUUUCAGCAUCUUAAGGACUGAUAAAGAUCAAGAAGUUACUUGACUUCUUGGUUUGAAUUAGCACAUGUGGAAGGAAGGAAAGAAAGAGAAAGAAAGAGAGAGUUGAUUUUGUACAACUUACUCUAACUUUCUUUGUUUCAGACCAGUCCCAUGAAGCGGUGUUUGGCAGUGAUCAUCUUCAACAUGGUGAAGAUGGGGAAUGGCAACGCUCUACUUCAACUACCUCAUCUCAGAGUGAACAGGCAGAGAAACUGUUGCAGAAUCAGCACAAGAGCCUGGCCUCUGAGGACACCAAAAAGAAGAGGGCUCAGAAACCUUCUCACAUGAGGAGGAACAUAAGGUGAACAGCAUUUUUAAAAAAUGUGUACAGGAUUUGAGUAAUAAUUAACUGAUUGUCAUUAUCAGUGUUGUUUAUUACUGUCCCUUGAACCCAAUUUAGGAGGGUGUGUUCAAGAGCUGUAGACAUAUUCUAAAAUGGAAAUGAAAUGAUACUACUGAAGGGGAAGAUCGCAGGUUUGGUGGUUAUUACAAGGAAAAUAUUGAAAGGAAAAUUUAGAAGGCAUAUAGAUAAAGUGAUCAUUGAUGAUCGAUUCCUUGAGAAUGUUCUUGCAGAAUCCCAUGAAAGAGUGGCAUAAUCUGAUACUCUUUCCUUUGAACCAACAGCACUUUUGGAGCUUUAAUUAGCAUUACAUGCUUUUAAAAAUUAUUUUGAGAUCCCUUUUUUCCGGAAGGUGUGUUAUCCACAGCAAUAUACAGUGGUACCUUGGUUCCCAAACUUAAUCCGUUGGGAAGUCUUUUCCAAAACCAAAGCGUUCUAAAACGAAGGUGUGCUUUCCCAUAGAAAGUAAUGCAAAAUGGAUUAAUCCAUUCCAGACUUUUAAAAACAACCCCUAAAACAGCAAUUUAACAUGAAUUUUACUAUCUGACCAUUGAUCCAUAAAAUGAAAGCAAUGAUCAAUGUACUGUACUAUAAAAUAAAUAAGACAGUAUUGUAGAGGAUAAAAAUUAAAAUUAUUAUUUUUUCUUACAUGCACUGAUGAUAGUCAUUGUUUGGAUGGGGGAGCUUUUAUCCAUUUCUGCAGUCCUACAAUCAAUCAGUAGCUGAACUGGGUUUCAAACAGUCACAAAAACAAGCCACAGUCACAAGUCACUCCCAUAAAACAAAGAACAAGUCACUGUCAAAAAAACGAAAAAGCCACAAAAACGCAAAAAAUAGCAAAAACAAAAGCUGUUUCGCUUUGAACAGCUCACAAAAGGCAAAGUUCACAAAUCAGAACACCUACUUCCGGGUUUACAGUGUUCUAUUUCCAAGUUGUUCAUAAACUAAGCUGUUCUAAAACCAAGUGCCAAUGUAAUAAUCUUGAUAGUAGAGAGCAUUAGGACUGUGGCCCAUAUCUGGUAAUACCAAAAUUUCCCUCUGCCUUUUCUUCUGGAAUGACAAGCUCAUAGAUGAGUUACCAGGCCAGCAAAAGUAUGUAGCUAUAUAGACCAAUUACACCACAUAGGUCCUAAGCUACUUCUCUCUGUUUUAGAUAACUUUAUUUAUAGCAAAGGGAUCUCCCCCCUCCCCGUUUAGCAGUGUGCCCCCUGUGAAGCCAUGCCAUACUUCAAAUGUCAAACCACUUGGGGUAUUUAUAUUAGCCUUUUAUUUUUAAAACAAAAUGUUUUCUACCUCUUUGCAACUUGAAGACAUGUGAAUGUGACCCAUUUCCUGUAUAUUCUAACUUGCAUGCAUACUUUGCUUCAAGACGCUGUAGUACAGCACAUACUUACCAGCAACUUAUUUCCCCCAACCUUUCAAUUAAAACUUUCAGAAUCAGAUAUAUUAAUCUCUUCAGUGCCAGCCCCUUCCUAGUAUAAAAUUAAACACUUGCCCUGCAGCUGUAAGCGAAUUGUCUCUAUUGAAAUAGAGACACCUGUGGUGUUCUUGGGCCUUCCUGUAACUUUCCUUCUGAAAAAGCUGUGCACCAGCUGUUGUUUUUAAUUCCAGUUGGCAAAACGAAGCUAACAGAAGCUGCAUAGGGAAACUUUGUUUUGGAGUAAUAUGUUCUCUGUUUGUGCAUUCAGGAAGCUACUGCGGGAGGACCAGUUGGAAGCUGUGACAAAAGCAGCCCAGCAGGAGGAGUUGGAAAGAAGGAAGCGACUUGAGCAGCAAAGGAAGGAGUAUCAAGCCAGCAUCCCCACAGUACCCUUAGAGUUUCUCCCAGGUAAACAGUGAUGAUGGUGACUACUUCUGAACUAAAAACCUACCUGAGGACAAGUUCUAUCGUCAGUCCUCCCCACAGGCUAAACUUGCUAAACUUCCAAAGAAGGCUUAGAUAAACUCUUUGCAUUUAUAUCUCAACUUCCUUCCAAGGCAAUUACAGUGUGGCAUACAUGGUUUCUACCCCCCUCCCUUUAUCCUCACCCUGUGAACAUAGGCUUGGCUGGCCUUCGAACACCCAUUGUGCUUGAUGGCUGAAUUUGAAUCUAGGUCACCUUAGUCCUAGGGAUGUGGGUGGCGCUGUGGUCUAAACCACUGAGCCUCUUGGGCUUGUCGAUUGGAAGGUUGGCGGAAGGGGUGAGCUCCUGUUGCUCCAUCCCAGUUUCUGCCAACCUAGCAGUUUGAAACCAUGCUAGUGCAAGUAGAUAAAUAGGUAUCGCUGUGGCAGGAAGGUAAACAGCAUUUCUGUGCUCUCUGGCUUCCAUCACGGUGUUCCGUUGUGCCAGAAGCAGUUUCGUCAUGCUGGCCACCUGACCCAGAAAGCUGUCUGUGGACCAGUACUGGCUUCCUCAGCCUUGACUCCAUAGUCAAGUUUGACUGGACUUAACUGUCCAGGGGUCCUUUAUCUUUUUACCUUUUUUACUUUGAUAUUUUAACCCCUGCACAAGUACUGUGGGAAUGGCUGCAGUACAUCAUUCCUUGUGGUUUCUUAGUGUGGUUGUAUACCUGUCAAAUGUUAUACAACUAUUUUUCAUGUUAAGUAAGGCUUACUGUUAAUAAAAGAUGGGCUCAUUACCAUCAUCUUUAAUGUAAGUGAAUUUGUAAUCUCUGUGGUCAAAGUAAUGACCUGUGGUACCAUCUAAUGCAGAGCUAUUCAGAGUGAGUUCAGGUUAUGCUGAGAAGAAGGAAAGAGCGGUAAAGUAAUUAACAUUCUUUUUUGUUUACUACUUCUUAAGAUUUUAACAGUUGAAAAAUAAGAGGCUUUUUAUGCAAUUGCCUGUUCUUGUUCUUAAAUAAUGGCUUAAUGUUGUUUUUAAGGCCACAGUACUUUGCACACUUACCUGGGAGUAAGCACCAUAGAAUAUUUUGAGUAACCAUACUUAGAAUUUUACCUUUUAAAAAAGGUUUUCUGGAAUUGCAGAAAAACAUUUUAUUCAGUCUUUUUUUAAAAAAACAACAAUAUUAAGUGAUCUACCUAUAAGUUAAACAAAACAGUGUUAAUUUCAGAACAAAUUUGUAUAUCAGAUCUAAUUUGGGUAAGCAAAAACAAACAAACAGUUAAGUCAGUAGUGUUUAGGUAAGUAAAUGAGGUGGGUGUUUUUUGUUUCAUUUCCUCACUCUGGGUUGUUUAGCAUUAUUUAUUAUUGUUUACUGUUUUGGUUUAGAGGAGAUUGCUUUAAGAACUGCAGAGGUUGCUCAGCUUUCCCCUCAAGUAUUAUCUGAAGACGUCAUCUGCUUAGACAGCACCAGCAGUGGCAGUGAGGAUGACUCCAAAGGAAGACUCCAUAGCAUUAAAGAUGGUAAAAACAGAUAGUAAUCACUUGACAUUCUCUCACUGUGCCCUACAACAGUUUUGUAUCCCCUGUCUCCAUGCAGCCCCAGCCCCACCUCUAAUCCUGUUCCAGAGAGUCUCCCAGCCCUCUAAAAAGCUGGGGGGGGGGGUGUGAGGACACUGAGAAGGGGGAAUUGGUGAAUAUCCCUCAUCCCCUCAAGCAGAGCUCUCUGUAAAUAGAGUGCCACCCAUGGGUAGUUUGAAUCCAGUCUAGUUUAUAGAUGAAUAUAUUUAAUAUAUUAUAGAGUUGAUAGUUGCAUAAUGUAUGUGGGUUUAUAUUUAUUUGCAUAAGCAACUAGUCAUUGCAAUUUGUGUACAAAAAUGCAAACAUGAACACAAUUUAACAGGUAAAAUUUCCAUAGUAAAUUUAAAAGCACCAGCCAUUGCAAUUUGUUUAUAAAGUACAAAUAUAUAUAAACACAAAUGGAAUAGGUAAGAUUUCUAAACCAUAUUAAAAAUUAUACAAUUGAAAACUCUGCUUAGUUGUGGCGCAUAUCUUAAUGUCAUAUGAUAGAAAUUUUGCUGUCACUAGCUGAAAUUAAACAAGAGCCAAAAGUUAAAGAUUCUGAUCCAGGCCUGUGUGACAGUAGAGAGGGCAUCAACUUCAAAUUGCACAGCAUCACAAUAUAUCAGUGAAUAAAUUGAUUUGUAGAUGGAUAUUUGUUUCUGAUUUUUGCAUCUGUAAAAUCACUGACAUGAAAAUUAUGCUCUGUCUUUUACUUGAUCUCUCCACGUACUCUGCAAUUAUUUAAUGAAAGCAGUGCUCAUGUGUCUUCAUUUUCUUUUUCUCUCAUUUCUCUCGCUCUCUAGUUGAAAAUAGAGCAAAAUGAAAGAAUUGCAAGAUAGUUUAAUAUUCAGUUACUGGAUAUGCCGGCACUAAGUUUGUCAGCGUGAUUAGUUACAUUUUUUUAACCUUCGUAAUUUAUUACUUUGCUUAGUUUUCUACCGUAGAGAGAAGAGGAAAUGAAAGCACAGGAAUUGAUAGUUCAAUAUGAACAUUACAAUUGAGAUAAAAAUACGAUGGAGGUGCUAAUCUCCCAUGUCUGGUUGUCUUACAGAAGUGAUAGAAUUAAGUUCAGGAGAAGAUGAAUCCCUUCAGAUUGUAGACAGCAGUGACUCUGGCAAUGAAGGGGAUGAAGAUGCUUCUGAAGAGAGCAGUGGCGCUCACGUGAACGAUGCUCUAAACCAGUUAGAUGCUUCAGGACAAGUAAUUGUCAACAUCAACCAUCCACCAAAUGAAGAAGACAUUUACCUGGCUCCUCAACUUGCACGAGCUGUAAAACCACACCAGGUACUGGAGAUCUUCAGUCUGGACAUAAAAAGGACUUCAGCAACUUUCUUUUCAGAAGCUGUACUUUGGUGUAACAUGCACUGAUAAAUCUCAGCCCUUGUAGUGUUGCAUAUGUAUGUGACAAAAUGCAUAUCCAGCCUAGCAGUUUGUUGCGUUCCCACCCAUAAUCUCUUUGGCAUUGUUUGUUACUCUUUCUAGAUUGGUGGCAUCCGCUUCCUGUACGAUAAUCUGGUGGAAUCCUUGGAAAGAUUUAAAACCAGCAGUGGGUUUGGCUGUAUCUUAGCUCAUAGCAUGGGGCUGGGCAAGACCCUCCAGGUCAUCUCUUUUUUGGAUGUACUUUUCCGGCACAUUGAGGCGAAGACUGUCUUGGCCAUUGUACCCGUAAGUAGACUGGGCAGAAGAGUGUGUUGGUUCUGUUUGUGUGGGUGUUGGAGGGAGGAGGAAGGGCCCUUCAAAACUGAGAGCAAUCUCUGAUGUCUCUUGGCUUCCAUUUCCCACCACUUAAUUAUACCCAUUUUAGGAUUACAUAGAGAGGCUCAGUUCUUGCACUGAGGAGCAGAAGCAAGAGAUACUAUGUGGUCUUCCUUAGCUGUCCCCUCCCCCUUUACCGCCACAACUCACUCUCUCUCUCUCUGUCUCUUUCUCUUUCUCUCUUACACACACACACUCUUACUUGAGAAGGCUUGUAUUUGUUACAUCCUUUAAAAACCAGUUGAGUGUUACAUGUGAAUAAAUACUUGCAUGAACUUGAACCUGAAAAGCUGGUUUUGUCCUUGAAUGCUCAGUGUUCUGUAGUCUUCGCUUCAGAAUCCUAACUGGUGUGUCUCAUACUUCCCAUCACCCUCUUUUCUUACAGGUAAACACUCUUCAAAACUGGCUAGCAGAGUUCAACAUGUGGCUUCCAGCACCAGAAGCCCUUCCUGCUGACUAUGAUCCAAAAGAAAUUCAGCCUCGUACCUUCAAAGUCCAUAUCUUGAAUGAUGAACACAAGUAAGUGCAAUUAAUACCCUUACACAGGUGUUGUGUAGAGCUGUUGCUGCUGUUUAUACCCUGCCUUUUGGCCCUUGAAGGUCCUCAAAGCAGCUUGUAUAAGUGAACAAAACUUCUUAAAUAAACCUUCGUAUGCAAAAUGGCUGAUAAAAAUUAAUAUAACAGUAAAUAUAACAGGUAAAAUCAGAAAAGCACCUUUCAUUAAACCAUCACCAUAGGGCUUAUGGGCACAUUAUUUUAGUUAACAUAAUGUAUAUUUCGCUUGACUGUAGUAAAACUUCUAAGCAGCUUACAAGAAAAUUUUUAAUUAUCAAUAGCAAAGUUAAAAAUAAGUAAUUAAAACCAUUUAAAAGAUGAUGAAAUUUAAUAUUGGACUAAAAAGAGAUUAAAACACAUCAACAUCUGUGUGUUCAGAUAGGCAUUUCUAAACAAAAUGUUUUAAGCAGGCACUGAAAAGAGUACAGUGAAGGUGCCUGUCUGAAGUCAGUAGACAGGGAGUUACAAAAUGUAGGUGCCACACAUUACAGGGGACCCUCUGGAUACGUAACUUUCAGGUUAUGAAUGCAGCAAACCUGGAAGUAUAUUCUUCCGGGUUUCGCCACGCGCGCAUGUGCAGAAGCGGCGCCUCUGGUUACGGAUUUUUUGGGGUGCGCACAGACCCCCCGAACGAAUUAAAUCUGUAACCAGAGGGUCCACUGUACUCUUAAAUGUUUUCCAAAACUGUGCUGUCUUGACUUGCCUCCUGAAAGCUGAAACUGAUUGGCUUUAUGGGAACUUCCUUGGAUGAUCUUAGUAUACAGAGAGAAAAUGAUUCCACAGAUAUCCUGCACCAGCAACUUUAUGCAAACAUAAAUUAAUUGGAAGACAUUAAUGUUCUUGAGCACGAGUGCCAUAUGUUCAUGGAGACAAAUCCUGGCCAAUAGUUGCUCUUCAUCGGCCAUAUUUUGACCCAGCUUCCAAAAUUUUGCAUAGCAUUUUAAACUGCAUGGACCUGUUGGCAUAAAACAGUUCUAUGGCAGUUAUCUUAUGGAAUAAACACUAUAAUUUGCUCCCUACUGUAAAAUAAUUUUCCUGAUUGUUCAGAUCCUGAAUAUCUGUUGCAAUCAUCUCAAUUCUAGCAGAACAAUUCCUCAUUUGUAGUAUAUACUCACUGUUUUCUGAUCCUAAUAAAUGCUUUCUUGUCCCAAACUGUACCAUUAGCUUAUCUAAAGGAGUUGCAGGCAGGCUGGGCUGUGCAAAUUGUUUCCUCACCCUUCCUAUGGCACUUUGAAUGGCAUCAAGAAGCAACAGACUAAGCCACAACCAGUCUCCAGUUUGUGCAGCAGAAAAAGUAAAUUGUCCCACCCUGUGAGUGGCUGUCAGUGGCAGGGAAAAACAGGUCAUCCUUUAAUUUUUCUGAAAUGGCUGUUGUUGUUUGUAUGAUUAGGGUCCAUGCCUUAAGCCCAAUAUGAACAUAUAGCUUUGCCCUCUUUCUUUAGCAUUGGUUUGGCCUUGCCUCCCGAAUACUACCUAUAGCAAACAGAACUGUCGGUGAACUUUCUCACUGUUUAUUUAUGAAACUUCAGGAUGCUUAAGUGAUGUUGGGACUCACAUUUGAGAGCCACUGCUUUACAUGCUUUCAGCACACACCUGUCUUUUGUUGAAUUCACCUGUUUCAGAAGCACCAGCACAGUUUUCCUUCUUAUUGGUACGUUUUAUUUUGCUUUUCUCUACAGGACCACAGCAGCUCGUGCCAAAGUGGUAACUGAUUGGGUGACUGAUGGUGGCGUGUUGCUGAUGGGUUAUGAGAUGUAUCGUCUCCUUUCAUUGAAGAAAUCCUUUGCCACAGGCAGAAGGAAAAAAAGCAAAAAGCAGACUGGCCCUGUCAUUAUAGAUUUGGAUGAAGAGGAUCGUCAGCAGGAGCUUUUAAAAGGUUCAGAGGCUUUUGUCUUUUAAAACUCUUAAUUUUACUUCCAUUUUAAGAGAUGCAGUCCUUAGAUAGUUAUUUUUACUAAUAUGUGGACACAGGAAAAUUAUUAACCAAAAAUUGUUUAGAAACAGAGGCCCUAUUAUAUUUAUCUCUAACAUGGAUUGAAUGGACAUGUGUUCUGUGAAGUGUCUCACUGGGAAUUUUAAAUCAUCGCCUAAGCCGCUGAAGAAGGUUUCAGUGUCCUUCUGUCACCAGUGUCAUCCGUCAGAUUGGAAUGGCUAUCACUACAGUCCAUUCAUGUUUUCUGACCCACACAUUUUCCUUUACUGGAUUUUCCACAUUUUUUUGCAUUAAAUCAAGAAUUGUGAACAACAGCUUCCUGUGUUGCUUUCUUUCAUUCAGGAAUCGAGAAAGCUUUGUCCCGCCCUGGGCCAGAUGUGGUCAUCUGUGAUGAGGGACAUCGGAUAAAGAAUUGCCACGCUAGCACCUCUCAGGCCUUGAAGAGCAUCCGAUCUCGGCGACGGGUGGUACUCACUGGCUACCCUCUGCAGAACAACCUAAUUGAGUAUUGGUGCAUGGUGGACUUUGUCCGUCCUGACUUCCUUGGUACCCGGCAGGAGUUCAGUAACAUGUUUGAGCGCCCCAUCCUGAAUGGACAGUGUAUCGAUAGCACCCCUCAGGAUGUUCGCCUCAUGAGGUAUCGCAGUCACGUCCUGCACAGCCUGCUGGAGGGCUUUGUACAAAGGUGAGUCCACAUCAGAUUGCCAGCACCUUAGGUUUUCCCCCCAACAAUUCUUUUGAGCCUUGUGCUGAGACACAUUGUUGAGUACUGCAAGUCACUUCAGUAAAUUGGACUUUUGGAUCUGAAAAAAGAAACCUAUCAUGUUAGGGAAGCUUUUAAUGUUUAAUAGAUUAUUGUAUUUUAAUAUUCUGUUGGAAGCUGCCCGGAUGGGUGGGGUAGAAAUUAUUAUUAUUAUUAUUAUUAUUAUUAUUAUUAUUAUUAUAUCUGCUGGGUCGGAACCUACCAUCAUCAGAGAAAUGAUGCUAUGUCAGAGUUAGAAACAAAUUAUUUUGAAGGUUGACCAUUGCUUUUUGAGUUGGCAUUUUGUCAAAUUGUUGAAUUUCAUUUGUGAGUUGAGACAUGAUUCUUGAGGUUUCCACGUUUAAGUUUUAUGUAAUAAGGUGCAAUGUGCCACACAUGGAAGGCUGCUCCAGCAAUCUCAUUUUGACGUACAUGCUAUUAAAUCUAAGUGCAAUGUUGUGAAUAGCAGCCUGCUUGUGUAACAUUUUCCAUCCAAGCCUAUGAACGUAAUUUACAAAGAUCUGACAGUUGCAAGUUCAGUUUGAGUUGUAUAUUGCUAUAGAUUAAAUAUUUACUCAAAUUUCCAAUUGGGAAGUUAUACUUCCUUGGUAACAAACCCAGAGGCACGGCUCAAAUCUUGGAGUGGCCUAGAAAAACAAUUGCCCACUUCCAUCAAUGAGCUUAAACAACAAAGCAUCUUGUGGUUCCCUCGAGAAGUACAAAUUUAUUAUGGCAUAAGCUUUUAUGGCAUACCGUCUAUUGCAGUUGUAGUCCGUGAAUGCUUAUUUCAGGGGUGGCUCAUCCUUUUUGAGCGUAGGAUUGACCCAUGCUGCAUGUCAAAAUGGAUGUGACCAAAGAGUAAAAGUGGCAAUGGUCAAUAAAAAUAAAGAUUUUUAAAAAAAUAACAUUUUUGUUUGUGAGGGUGUGUGUCAACACCCCCUUUUUGCAUUAUAGAAUCACAGCAGGGAACUUGCUGGAAUGUUCAGCAUUUUUUAAAAAUUAGAAAUUGUGGCGGGAGCUUGAAGGGACACAAAUGACCCUUUUGGCAGCAGCACAAUACAACAGGGGACCUACGGGAGCAAUCAUGAUCAUGAUCAUUAUAAUAUAAUAUAAUAUAAUAUACACAUUUUAAAAUAAUUCUUAUUUUUUAAAAAGUGGAGGGGACUUCUGGCAUCAUGACAUCGCAGUAAGAAAUACAUAGGAACAGGCAAUAUUUUUUAAAAAGCUAAUUAAAACAUUUUCUUAAAAUGACAAAUUUGGGAGGGCACUUCGGGCAACAGAGAAGCUUUCUGGGAGGAGGGGGGCAGGUACAGUGCCUAGGCUAGGAACCCCCAGCUUCUACCAUGAUGAAUUUUGAAGGCUUUGUGAUGCCACAGGACUCUAAAUAACCUAAGAAAGGCUCUGCUGGAUCAGGCCAGUGGCCCAUCUAGUCCAGCACCCUGUUCUCACAGUGGCCAACCAGACACCUGUGGGAAACCAGGGAGCAGAACCUGAACGCAACAGUGCUUUCUCCACUUGCGAUUCCCAGCCACUGGUAUUCAGAGGCAUAUUAUCUCCCAGCAGUGGAAGUACAGCAUUGCGGCAAGUAGAGACUUAACAUGGGUAACCCACCUGGAAAUUACAAGUAUGUUUCUCAUGCUUGAAAUCCUGUCAUUAUCGUUAAUAAAUCACACACAAAGUUAGGUGAUCUGUGCUUUCCCUCCUCAGGAGCAUAACAGGAAAGUCACAUUUUGUCCUUAGGUUCACUGCAGAGAUUCCAGACUGAGCACUCCCUCUCCUGACCUUCUUUUUCUUGGCUGAUUUUGUAGGCGAGGGCACAAUGUCCUGAAAGUUCAGCUUCCCUACAAGGAAGAGCAUGUCAUCUUAGUGCGUUUGUCAAAGAUCCAGCGGGCUCUUUACACUGAGUUCAUGAACCGGUUUCGUGAUGCAGGCAACAGUGGCUGGCUGGGUCUGAAUCCACUCAAGGCUUUCUGUGUCUGUUGCAAGGUAUGUCUAAAUCUGAAAGAGAUGGAUGGUUUGUGUGGAGUCCAUGGAAAGGGCAGGAAAUCCAUACAGAUGUAUUGGUGUUCUAUAGCAUUGUGGUGAUACUGAAUAGCACAGCUGUCCUCUUUUAAGACCAAGCUCCUACUGGGAAGUACGGAACAUUUCCUGAGUGAGAAUGAUUUGUGUUACGGUGGUUUGGCUUGAAGUAUCUUGAUUAUAGUUCUUUGUCUGACCACAGACUAAUUAGUAGCAUGAGAAGAUGUUGGACACACUUCCUUUCGAGAAGCUCAGUGGUCAAGCAUCUUGCUUUGCAAGCAGAAGAUCCCAGGCUGCCAUCUCUUUGGUGGCAUGGAGUUUUCGUGGAAUUGCUGUUUCCCAUUCUCAGCCCCUUGAUUAGAGCAACAUAUGGCUAGAAAUAAAUUAAAUAGUCACCACCUAGACAUUAAUAAAUGGAAUUUCUGAAGUAUUUUAGGCUAAAUAGUUGCAAAGUAACCUGCCCUCUCCUUUCAGAUCUGGAAUCACCCUGACGUGCUAUAUGAAGCAUUACAAAAAGAGAAUUUGGCCAAUGAGCAGGACCUGGAUGUGGAUGACCUUGGCACGGCCGGUACCAAUUCACGCUGCCAGUCACAGGGAAUGAAAGUCAAAACGGAGAACAAUGCUUUGGCAUCACCAAUUGGGGAAGCGACCAACAGCAAAUACAUUCAGGGCAUUGGCUUCAAUCCCUUUCAGGAAAGAGCCAAUCAGGUUGUAACGUAUGAGUGGGUGAGUACCAGCAUCAAAACUUCCAGUGUGACUGAUUCCUCCCUCCCUUUUCCUCAAGCAUAAAGAAGGAUUCUAAGGUUGAGACAGGCUUUUUUUGGAUACUGCGCACUGUUUGGUUCUGGUAAUUUUGCCAGUGUUUCCUGGAAUAAUCGGCCAAUGUGCUGCUUCUCAAAUGCUUAAUUCAAUCCAAUAUGUACUUGGAUCUGAAAUCAUACAUAACAGUAUACAUGCGUCUGUCUGUCCCUGCUGUGAGUCACCACUUUAGUUGGGGUGUCUCAUGCUAAUAAUCCCCAGGUAUGAAAGACAGGGUGGAUAUUAAAUUAUCUGUCAAGGGAUCAAUUAUUAUGUUUUGCCUCUUUUCGACUGACAUGUGACAUAAUGUUGUGUGAAAGAUUUGUUUCUGAAUAGAAAGUGUGUUUUUCACAUGUCUUUUACACCCAUUACCUUGGUUUGUGAUCAUGUUUAGGAAGUUAGGGACUUUUAAGUAGUGAAUUGGUGAACUGGGAUACAGCAGCAAACUCUGUUCACGAUGGUACUGAAUGUUCCUGUUUUACCCACAGGCGAAAGACAUCCUUUGUGAUUACCAGACAGGAGUUUUGCAAAAUUCCCCUAAGAUGGUGUUGCUGUUUCAUCUUGUGGACGAGAGUGUGAAACUUGGAGACAAAUUAUUAGUCUUCAGGUACGGGGCAAUUACAGUACUUUAGAUCUUGUUCCUGCUGUAGAGUCUUGCUAAAUGUGACUAAAUACUAUUGACUCCAACCCAGCUGUUUAUAAAAAACAGACCUUAAAGCAGGUUUCUCAGUAAUCCUGGGCAACAAAGUCCACUGUAGAACACAAUUAGCUUCUCUGUGUAUGUUUUCUUCACAAUUUCAUGGCGGCCAGUGAAGAAUGCUUGGAAAUUACAGCGCACUGGCCAUUCUGGGGCCUAGGAAAUUGACCACAUUACUGCUGUCCUUUAAAGAGCUAUGCUUGUUGUCACUUGGUUUUGAGGCAUAAUUCGAUGUGCUGAUGUUAACAUUUACAUCCCUAAAUCACCUAUGCCUAGUUAUUUGUUAGAAACACCAUUCUCAUAUCUCCCUCCCAGUGUUCCAAGGAGGCCCUAUUGCAAAAGCUCUUGAUGUCUGAAGUAUAAUGGGCCUUCUCGGUUGUGGCAUCCCAUCCAUCCCAUCCUUUAUCCAGGGAUUCCUGCUUUUUUAAUGUUUUUCAUAAAAUGAUGAAGCUUCUCUUCUGACGUUCAACCAGCUUGUUAGAUUUUGGGUAUUAAGAUUUAGAUUCAAGUAUGUUUCGGUCGUUCUGCAGAAUAAUUGUAAUACUGAUUUUAUUGUAAGCUGCCUUUGACCAAAAAGAGAAGUAUUUAAUGUAAAUCUGCUUUUUGAUAUGGCAAAUCCAUUGGGUUGGAUCCAGGCUCAGUUAUUCCUAGAGAUGACUCCCUUGAACUUGUUAGCCAACUAUGGCUGCAGUCCUAACCCCACUUGCCCUUGGAAUAAGUCCCUGCAGUAUUCAGCAGAACUUAUUUCUGAGUAGACUUUGUUAGGAUUGUGCUGAAAGUCUGAAUCCAUCCAUUGUUUGUUCUGUCCUCAAUUGAUAGCAUAACAUUUUCUAUUUUCAUCAUUCUUUCAAAUAUAUUUAAAAAAUAAAGAGCCUUGGAUUCCUGCCUGUGCCUCAUGCAUGUGUUGCAGAUGAGAAGUGUGUUAAAUUAUGUGAAAUAGAACAUUGUGUAUUGUAAGGUGCCAGUGCAGACUAGCUUUUGCACUUGUAAAUAGGAUCUCCUUUUUUCUAUUCAAAUUAUACUGUGGAUUUUUAAAAAUCUUUCAUUUGCCCUUCUGAGUGGAGUUCUUUGUCUCUUGCAGCCAAAGCCUUUCCACGUUGUCUGUCAUUGAGGAUUUCUUGGCAAAGAGACCAGUGCCUUCUCUCCCAGGCUUGGAAUCACAAGGAAUCCAUAAUUGGGUCCGAAAUGUGAAUUAUUAUCGUAAGUACAGCAUGUCCUUCCAUCAUCUGGAGUACUAAUUGUUUACAGCUGGGCUGAUCUUCCUGAAAAUGUAUCCAUUUUCUCUAGUUUGUCUGCAACCUUUUCUGUUGUUUCCCAUGGAGAUGUGCAUGGAUCCACCUUCAUUUUCAGACAAAUUGCUUUCAGGCAUUUGUUUGGUUUUGGAUAGAAGUAGUUUAUUUUGAUGCUUGAGCAUUUCCCCCCCUCCUAUGUCAGUGUCACAUGGAUAUUAUCAAACAAGCAAAACCUUACAGUUACCCAUAAUUGUUUUAUUUUAAUGGAUGUUGUGGGAUUUUUAUUUUUAUUUAAAAACACACAUUUUGUAUUCAUUUUCCACUGGGUAGGUCUGGAUGGUAGUACUUCAGCCUCCGAGAGGGAGCGGCUGAUAAACCAGUUCAACGACCCCAGCAACACUUCGGUUUCACUCUUCCUUCUUUCCACACGGUAAGUUGCGUCUAAUGAGGUAUUUGCCACCAAGAAUCCUUGGCAUUUUAUCCAGUUGAAAGGAUGGCCUUAAGACCUUUUAGAAACAUGUGGAGGUCUGCACUAAUCAUUCCAUAGUUAUCUUCAGAAGUUACUGCUAACAUCCGAUUAAAAUUUUACACCAGGGUUUUGAGCAAAAGCAACAGCCCCCACAUAAGAUAUGAUUCCCAGGCAGAAUAGAGUGUGUGUGUGUGACCUCCUUCUCUGCAAGGGGACAUUUACCAGCAGCAGCUCUGCAGGGAGCAUCCUGGAUGACUUACGUUUUGAUAGUUUGAUCGGGAUAUUUAUUAAUGAUUUUUGUAUCAUUGUAACUUGUAAGCUGCAUUAGAAAGAUUUGCAUCCUGUAUAGGAAAAAUAUAUAAUUUAUUUAGGAGACCACUGUAAGCAGAUGAAAACAUUAGCAGGGUUUAAAUAACACUUGUAAACGAGUACUAUGGACAGAUUUAAAAUAUGAGUUAUGAAACAAUAUGCAGUUGAAAAUGUUGACAGUAAGACCCAAGGAGGGGAUGGAGGGAAGUCUAGAGAUUUAGAGAAAUUUCUCAAUGUUGAUAUUUAUUUGGUAUUGUUAUAACUCUACACUUGUAAAAUCAAAUAAAAUUAUUUUCAAAAAGAAGAAGAAAGAUUUGCAUCCUGAAAUGCAGGAUAUAAAUAAUGGUAACAAAUGAAUGAAUAUUUUAUAUAUUUUUAGAGCUGGAUGUUUGGGUGUGAAUCUGAUCGGUGCAAACAGGGUGAUAGUAUUUGAUGCCUCCUGGAAUCCAUGCCAUGAUGCCCAGGCAGUAUGUCGGGUGUAUCGUUAUGGGCAGAAGAAGCCUUGCCACAUCUAUCGAUUAGUUUCCGAUUACACCCUGGAGAAGAAAAUAUAUGACCGCCAGAUCUCCAAACAAGGGAUGUCAGGUGGGUCAAAUCUUCACAUGUCUCCACCAAAUCACAUCUGUCUUUUAGCCUCUGAAAUGGGUUCUCGGUUGCUUCCUGGUUUUCUUGUGUUUGCAAGUGCGUGCCCUUACGUAUGUCACCACUCAAGGAAUGUUAUUGGAGGUCUAAAUGCAACAAGAGCAGCAGUUCUUCCUAAUUUUGGAUCUAUGUAUGUUUUAUUUAUGGGACGCGGGUGGCGCUGUGGGUUAAACCACAGAGCCUAGGGCUUGCCGAUCAGAAGGUUGGCAGUUCAAAUCCCCGCGAUGGGCUGAGCUCCCGUUGCUCGGUCCCUGCUCCUGCCAACCUAGCAGUUUGAAAGCAUGUCAAAGUGCAAGUAGAUAAAUAGGUACUGCUCCAGCGGGAAGGUAAACGGCGUUUUCAUGCGCUGCUCUGGUUCGCCAGAAGCGGCUUUGUCAUGCUGGCCACAUGACCCCGAAGCUGUAUGCCAGCUCCCUCGGCCAGUAAAGCGAGAUGAGCGCCGCAACCCCAGAGUCGUCCGCAACUGGACCUAAUGGUGAGGGGUCCCUUUACCUUCUUUAUGCUUUAUUUAGAUCGUGUUGUGGAUGACUUGAAUCCGGUGUUGAACUUUACCCGGAGAGAGGUGGAGAACUUGCUACACUUUGUGGAAGAGGAACCCGAAGCUGUCCAGCAUUCAUUCAGCCCAAACAAGAUCAUGGAAUCUGUCUUGCAGCUGGCCUGUCUCAAGUACCCUCACCUCAUCACCAAGGUUAGGAGGGAGGGGGGAAACCCACUAUUCCCCUAAUCUUUAUUUUGCAACCCUGACCCAUCUGCUUGUCAAUAACUUCAAGGUGUCAAAGCCACAUGGUUCUUAUCUUGAGAAAUCCUGCUGUUGAUGUAAUCUUGUUCCCAUGUAACACUAAGCCAGACUAUGGCAUAGCACAAAUAAAUCCAAUUGCAGGUUCCUGGAGAGGAGAUAGUAGCUGCUUUGCUCCUUCCUGGUCAUUUUGCUUCUGUCUUGUGCUGAUAUAAGUCAUGGGUUGGCUUAGUGUGUAAUCUGAACUUGGCCUUGAGGUUUAGCUCUCUCCAGGCAAACAGCAAGCUAUAACUGAGACAUCUCCUGUGUUUCCUGCAGAUAACUUGAACCUCUUUCUCCUUGCUGUAACAAGGACUUGGUCCUUUUAAAUGACCGGCACCUGACAAUCAGAGGCAGCAUUUCACAAUAAUGCAAUAGUUAUUACACACACUGAGGAGACAAGCUGUGCCAAACCUUAAUUUACUAUACAGUGGUACCUCCGGUUGCAGAUGGGAUCCGUUCUGGAGGACAGGUGGGAUCCUGAGGUUUCCGCAACCUGAGGACCUCUUCUGCACAUGCGGACAUGGCAAAACCCAAUCAAAUACUUCCGGGUUUGCCGCUUUCGCAUCCUGAAGUUUACGUAACCAGAGGUGCUACUGUAAUUUGAAGUACUGGUACAUGAUUUUAGCUGCUAGGCUAGCAUCACAUGCUCAUAACAUACUUCUCCUGUGGUGUUACAGCUCAUAAUUUAUCUGGAGAGAGCAAAACACCAAGCCUGGGUUUGGAUAAUGUGCUAAGCCAAACCAUGUAGAGCAGCAGCAGAAUAACCAGAGGAAGAGCAAAGCAGUUGCGGUCUUUCCAGGACCCAACCAAAUACUCCUAGCCUUUGCAGGGAGGGAAAAAUACCAGUUAUAUAAAAUAAAGCCUAUUGGCUCCCAGUUUUUUCAUACAAAGAUGGAUAGGUUACGAAAGGGACACGGGUGGCGCUGUGGUCUAAACCACUGAGCCUUGGGCUUGCCCAUCAGAAGCUCAGCGGUUUGAAUCCCCGCUACCCGGUGAGCUCCCAUUGCUUGGUCCCUGCUCCUGCCAACCUAGCAGUUCGAAAGCAUGUCAAAGUGCAAGUAGAUAAAUAGGUACUGCUCCGUCGGGAAGGUAAAUGGCGUUUCCGUGCAUUGCUCUGGUUUUGCCAGAAGCGGCUUAGUCAUGCUGGGCCACAUGACCCGGAAUAACUGUCUGCAGACAAAUGCUGGCUCCCUUGGCCUGUAAGGCGAGAUGAGCGCUGCAACCCCAGAGUCAUCUGUGACUGGACUCUGUCAGGGGUCCUUUACCUUUUGGAUAGGUUACUGGUAUCCUAGAACAGGAGGGUAGGAUAGCUGCCAUUCUUUCACCUUGUGUUUUUGUGGUACUUUUGGUAAAAAAAAAAGUUCUCAAAAUGAUACUUCCCAUUGUUGUUACCACAGGAGCCUUUUGAGCAUGAGUCGCUGCUGAUUGACCGUAAAGAACACAAGCUCACCAAGGCAGAGAAGAAAGCAGCCAAGAAGAGCUACGAGGAAGAGAAACGUGCAUCCGUCCCAUACACCCGUCCGUCCUACGCUCAGUAUUACCCAGCCACUGACCAGAGCCUGACAAACAUACCCGCCUUCAGUCAGAGGAACUGGUGGGUAAACCCUUUCCUUUCUGUAUGUAACGUUCAAGGCGAAUGGCAAAUUCUGAUCUGCCCCAGCCCCUGCAUCUUGGCAACCAUUUUCUGGCUCUUAGAACAUGAGGCAAAGAAGUUAACCGGUAACUGUGAACAAUUAGAGAUGAGUGGGGGAAAUCAAAUUAAACAGCAUUCUGUUGUGAUGGGACAGUCAGUACAGUAUUCAAAGUACAGAUGGCUACAUACACACAUCAUAUAGAGUGAGCAAUAAGGUGCACUUUCCCCCUGAGAUUUUCAGGAUACUUUGAUACUGAUUUCUUGUUGCAUUUCUUGCACCAAGUCAAAUACCAAAACUGCCUAUGAAGCACCCCAGAAAUUGUGGAAUUUAAUAUGUGGUUGGGGACUCAGCCUAUGUCAUAAAUACUCAUGUAACUCCAUAAUCUGGAAUUAUUUCCUCUGCAGGCCCCUUUUCUCUGCAUGUGGAUUAUUAAAGUGAUGAUGGUGUCACACAUUGAUUUGGGGGGGCGGGGCGGGGGUACUUUGAUCCUCCAGAUGACAAUGAACUCCAACCCCCAGCCAGCAUAGCCAGCAGUUAGGAAUGAUGGGAAUUGUAGUCCAAAAAAUCUGGGUAGCCAUAUCCCUGGUGUUAGGGCAUUAGGUGAACAAUGGAGUGGAUGGUUCCAUGUUGUAGUAAGAAGCUAUUGAGCCCCUUCCAACUCUGUGCUUCUGUGAAGUGCUGAUUCUUUCCUUUCUUCCCCCCCCCCUCCCCAUAGGCGACCAAGCCUCAAAGGUGAAGAGAGGCCGGUGGCAAGUGUACGUCCCGUUCAGUCCACCCCCAUUCCUAUGAUGCCGCGCCAUGUGCCGUUGGGCAGUAUGGGAUCAGCAUCAGUUUCCAAUCCUGGCAUCAACUUUCCCAUCAAUUACCUGCAGCGAGCUGGUGUCCUCGUACAGAAGAUUGUCACCACAACAGGUCAGUUGCUUUCCAGCUUUAUUGGAAAUGGAAGUUGCUGCAAAAGGGGGUCAUUAAAGUGAAAUGUGUUGCCAGCCCUCUGAUGUUAAAACUGACCAUAUAAGGCAGCUGUUGUUAACCUUUCAAGGCCAGGACUUGCCUUUUAAUAUGCCUGCUUUUGAUUAGUUAUACCUGCAUGUCCAUCUCUUAUUUUUGCCCUAGGAAUAUCAGGGCUCCUGUACCUUUAAUAGCUGCACAGGAGAUGGAAUUUUGGAAGAUGCUGCUUGUCAUGCAAGCGAGAGAAAAUAUUUGCCUUUUGAAAAUUCCAUCUUUUGCACAGCCAUUAAAGGUACUAGAGGUCUGUGUGCUUUCCAACCGUCUUCUUAAAAACAAAAUAAAAUAUCUGGAAAGAGAGAGAAAAUGAUAGUGAUGCCACUGCUGCAACAUACUUUAGGUGAGUCUUGCUUGGCGUGACUCGCUUGUGGAUCUCAACCCACCAGCUGAAGACCAGAGGUAUAGGGUUAUGAGUAUUCACUCUCAGAAGUAAAAAUUUUUCCUCAUACACUUAUUUUGAAAAGUAAAUAAAUACUGCUUUCACAUUUUACGGAGUGCAUUUCAGCUUUUGUUUAACUGGUGGCCCUGCAGUCCAAAAACUGAGCCAGAUGCUUGGAAGCAUUUAUUCACUUGUUUUCUGGCUGAAUUUUCCUUUGUAAAUGUACACAAUGUGUCACAUAUGUACUGUUUGCUCCAAUUCAGAUAUAGUGAUCCCUGGUACAAACACUUCCACUGACGUGCAGGCAAGGAUCAGUGCUGGAGAGAGCAUCCACAUUAUCCGUGGAACUAAAGGUAAAUAAAAAGAGCCCGUCUUUCUUGGGCAAAGAAAAUGUGUAUCCAUUUCUCAGUUUUUCUUUUAUGAUUUGAGAUUGGUGAGGGGGCUGCUAUGUUUUUGUAUAGAUAGGCAAGAAGAGGAGGCAAACUGUGUCACUACAGAGGUGUUAGGGAAUCUACUACUGCAAUAAAUGCCUUUGAACCCUAGUUCAGAAACCCCUUAUCUCUCAUUCAAACUGACCAGGGUCAGGCACACACAGAGUUUGUUCCUCAUGACCUUUGUUUGUGAUUGACUGUUUAGUCUAACACAUGGUGAUAUCACUCAGGAGGUCUUAAUUGUCAGCUUCACAAUUUUAUCCUGGAAUCUGAACAAGGAAAUAAGAGUGUUGAUGCUGUGUCUUUGUAGGAAGUUGACGAGCAAAGCUUUUCUUUCAAAACUUUACUUGCAAUGUCUAGCGUGUGUAGGCAGUGCAGAAAGUGAAGGCGAUUCUCUGUAAUGUUGAACAUAAAGACGCCCUAUUCAGCUGGUCAUAAGUUUUCUUCUGGCUUACCUCUGACAACGUCCACCCAUCUCUCAUUUAGGGACAUAUAUCCGGACCAGCGAUGGACGAAUCUUUGCUAUUCGCACCACUGGCAAGCCAAAGGGCAGUGAUGAUCAUCGCAUGGUUGCCUCGGGUAAGGUGCUUAUUCUGGCAAGGAUGUCUGACGGAAUUUUUCUUUAGGGAUAUCCUUUGGGGGUUUUAAUUUAUUUAUUCAUAACCCUCUCUUUUGGUUUAACAAACUCUCGGAAAUAACUUACAAUGUCAGCAUAGGAAGCUGCCUUAAACUCAGUCAGACAAUUCAUAGAAUUGUAGAGCUGAAAGGGAGCACUAGGAUCAUCUAGUCUUAAGCUGCUGCAAUGCAGGGAUCUUUUGCCCAACACGAGGCUUGAACCCACAACCCUAAGAUUAUGCUCUACCAGCUGAGCUAUCCCUCGUUUGUUUAUUUAGGUCAGUAUUCCCUACUCUGGCUGGCAGCAGCUCUCCAGGGUUUCAAACAGGGUCUCUCCCAGCCCUGCAUGGAGACACCAGGGAUUGAACCUGGAACCCUAUGCAUGAAAAACAGAUGCUCUACUACUGAGCCACAGCUCUUCGCCUAAAAUAAAGAAAUACUAAGAGCUAAAACAAAAUACAGACAUUAGGCAUUCAAAUAACAGAAUGCAGCUAAUUAGCAGGUUAAAUAUCACAUCUUAAAAAGCAAGCAUUUUUUUAAAGUGUCAAACAGGUAUCUAAAAACGAGAAGGGCCCUGGCAAAUUGCCGUGGGGAAACUACUGCCUAGUCUUGUAGCCAAUGCUAGAAGCCUGUCUCUCAAGUACCUCUCAUGCCUCUCAGGCUCUUGCAAAAGAUGGGCAGAGUAGAGCUCCCCAGGUUGAUCUUAAGCAGAGGGCAGACUCAGGCCAUCUUUUCCAGCACCCUAGUUCUGCCUCUUGUUACUUCCCUGGUCUUAUCUACUGAUGUGCCUCUGUCGUUCACAGGAUCCCAAGGGCCAUCUCUGGAAUCCACAAGCAACGGCCGGCAUAAUGCCUCCUCGCCCAAGCUUCCCAACACAGAGGAGCUCACUCGGCCGAUCUCCCCCGACAGCCCCGAAAUCAUCAGCGAACUGCAACAGUAUGCGGAGGCGGCUGCCGCCCGUGAGUCCAGACACAACUCCCCUAGCACUAACACGGCACCCGGACACCCAGCCCGGAAAGACAACACGGCCCCAUUAGCAGCUCGUGGAACUGAGCAGCAGCGAGCAGGGACUCGUGGUACGGCUCCCUCAUCCUCUUCAGCCCUGCCGGCCACCAGCCACCACGGUGACAACCACUCCGUGCUGGACUUAAGAGGCAACAAGCGCAAGUCCACGUCGCCUUCCGGCCCGGAGGAGCAGGCCCAUCGGCAGCAGAAGAAGCGGCCUCUGCCCACAGCAGUCCAGCCAUAUGAAAGUGGGUACCCUGUCUCUGGUGGGUUCACCAUGCCCUCUGUUCCCUUAAACCACAACCUAGCCCACCCAUUUCCUCCCCAAGCAGGCAACUCCUUGUACAUGAGCACAGGCUCCUCCUAUUACCAGCUGCCUAGCUUGCUCUCAGACCCCCACCUGGUGUUUCCUGUGACUACUGACCCUCUGCUGACAGCCGGCACUGCUAGUUCCUCUGCUGCUACCUCAGCCACCGCCAGCGUCCCCUCUUUCAUGUUAAACCCCUCCAUGACGGGGAUGCUCUCCAACUACUCGCUGCCCUUCACGCAGUCACUCCUGCCUGAGCCCAGGAUGUUUGCUCCUUUUCCAUCCCCAGUCUUGCCCAGCAGCCUUCCCAGGAGCAUGGCGUCUGCCUAUCCUGGCUUCAUGUCCCCUCAUUCAGGAUAUCCAGCUGGGAGCCUCCUUCGGUCCCAGGUGCCUCCGUUUGACACCCACGAGGUCUCUGAGGUGGGCUGCAGCUCCAACGAGGAUGAGGACAAAGAUGACGAUGUAAUAGAGAUCACGGGGAAGUAAGGGGCCUAGUCUCUUGUUAGAGCUCAACUCGGCCGGCAGGCAAAAAUAAAUAAACAAAAAACAAAAUCCUCACUGGACCUUUCUGGGGCCAAGGGUUUCCAUCCGGGACACAGCAGAGGUGGAGGAGACUGGAAAGGAAGGUGGCGUUUUUAGUUGUCCGAGAUCUGCAUUGUAUGGGGAACUGUAUUGAAUGGACACCCACCCAAGAGUGGGGAAGCAAGAGAGUUGCAGGAGGGAAGUAAUACUGUAAACCAUAGGAGUGCCUCCUUGACUUUCCCUCCUGCGCUCUGAGUUGUCCAAAAGGGAGACCUGCCAUUACGUUUCAGUGCCCUUUGUUAGGCUGGAGACACUGGUUUGUUGUUUUCUCUCUCUCUCUUUGUCUGUGGAAUAACUCUCAAACACGAACUGCCUUAUCUGUGAAAGUUCAGUACCCCAUAGUAAAUAGGGGGUGAGUUUGUACCCUAGGAGACAUGAUGAUGAAUAGCAUUGUUAAUGGAGGGAGGGAGGCGGGUUUGGAAGGAGCAGGCAAUAUGUAAUGUGUAGGUGGGAGGGUGUGGGUGGGGCAGGGUCUAUGUGAAAACCAGUUUUGUCUUUCAUCCAUCUGAAAGCUGAAGACAGGUGAGUCUGGUGGUCUUCACCAGGCCCUCAUCAGGUGGUAUCGGGAGUAAGGGAGAAGCGAUGAUGGGGUGCAGCUCUCCUGCUGCUUUCCCCACGAGAUGCAUUUGAAGGCAGGGACCUUUGUUGGCUCAGCUUCACACUGGCUUCUUCAGCAGGGUUGGGUUAGGACUUGUACCAGUCUUUUAGUGAGGUAGUGCUCAGUGGAGGAAUUGCGAAGAUUUUCCUACGUCCCUCUCUAGCUUUGUGUAGUGGUUACUCUCCCUCUGCCACCCCACCCACUACCGAGGAGCGAGUAGAAGAAAGCUUAGCAGUCAGGCUCCUGUUGACCACAGUAAGUCGAACGUCUUACAAAAGGGAUGCGCUCGAGAGCCUUGCUGCUGUCUGUGUUAAUUGUUGACACUGAUCCGACUGACCUUCUCCUUCUGCAGAACAGAUUUGUUAAUUUAUUUAACGAAAACAAACUAUUUAUUUUAGGAUUCUCUUUCCUUUUCUGCUUUUUCCUUGCUGUAAACAAUGGCCUCUACUGAAAGCAGGAUGGUCUGCAUGGGGAAGAAUUGGGGAUGGUGAAUAGGCUGCUUGACCAAAGCAGAGGCAGUGUGCAGGACCAAGAGACAGCACCCCCCCAGUCCACACUUGUUCAGCUGAUAAAACAUCUAACAGCCCCUAUAUUCCUUGUCCCUCUUCAGCUGAACAUGCAGCAACACUGCAAGGUGGUUACUUCGUUGUCAGCUGGAACCCUGCUUGGUGUCUAGCGUUCUCCCUGGUACUAAGUAACAGUUAAACUUGCCUUCCACGUUUGUUGGAGAGGUUGGUUACGCAAGCAGGAUCCCACCACUUAAGUGGAUCGUGAGUUAGAAAGUAGUCAAGCCAUUGGAGAGGCAUGUCCUCUACACUGUGACUAGGCUCUGGUCCAUGCCUGCUCUGUUUAUAUGUUGCCACAAGGGUGUAUAAGGAGAAGCUGUGAGCUCUCAUAGCAGGCUUAAUGAAGGGAGUGAGUUCCAUGGUUUAGGCAGAAAGACCAGUGUCUGUCUUUCUGCUGGGGGAUGGGUUACAUAUAACAGAGACAGUGCAAUGGCACCCAGAGUCUCUCUUAUAAAGUGGAACCAGGUACUCUCUUCAGGCUUUUAAAGAAUUGCCAUUCCAGGGCAAAAAGGGCAAGCACUGCAUGUCCAUGGCAGGGAACGAGUGAGAGGGUUACCAGCCCCCUGUGCUAAGGAAGCCUUUUCAGGAUAGUGGUGAAUGAAACCCCAUUCUCACCUUACCUUUGUUAGGUGGUUAAAACUGCCCCCUCCUCAUGUGGAAACCUCUCCAUCCUACAGAAUUUGAGAAUUCAGCCUUUGCCACACUGUUUGAGGUCUACCAAGACCCACAGUUCAAGAGGUAGUGGCUAGGUGAUCCACAUAUUGGUUCUGAAAGCUCUCUCUGUGUAUGUGUGUGUGUGUGCGUGCGCGCUUGUAUGAACCGUAAAAAGCAUGAAAUGAUGGGCUUCCUGUCUUUUCUCUGUUUAUGGGACACUGUCUGUCAGACCUGACUUCACCAUUCGUAGAAGCCUUAGAUUUACAGUUAGCUAUGCAAAUUACUUUUAAUUAUUUUAAAAUAAAAACAUUAAAAUAGUGCUUUCUUCUUUAACAUAUCCUAGGAGUUGAAAACCGAGGGGUUCUGAGCAAACUUCUGGACAACUUGUCUUUGGAUGCACCAUGGGAAUAA
Podarcis lilfordi (Lilford's wall lizard) is the source of this 44519-nucleotide messenger RNA. The record is from the annotation of a GenBank genome assembly. NCBI's taxonomy places the organism in Eukaryota, Metazoa, Chordata, Lepidosauria, Squamata, Lacertidae.